Molecule: messenger RNA, 47786 nt
Organism: Phymastichus coffea
Lineage: Eukaryota; Metazoa; Arthropoda; Insecta; Hymenoptera; Eulophidae
Gene: Msp300
Product: muscle-specific protein 300 kDa
Exons: 69
Coding region: 805-46692 (15295 amino acids)
Biological process (GO): nuclear migration
Cellular component (GO): cytoplasm; meiotic nuclear membrane microtubule tethering complex; nuclear outer membrane
Molecular function (GO): actin filament binding
Source: RefSeq, a predicted model, not a curated record
AGGCCACACGUUUCGCGCAAGCGUCGUCGCCUCCAAACGAACAGCUGACAUACACACGCGCUGCAUACACUUGUUAUUGUUGUCGUCGUAAUUGUCAUUGUCCGCUUUUUUCAUUGCCUUCGCUCGUUGCGGCCGCUGGUCGGACGCGUUUUCGGUGAUGCUGAUGCGCGAUUCAAACGAGGCGUCGAAGUGAUUCUUCUUUUUCAACGAGAGUAUUAGCUUUUUACAUUCCUACAGAAAAAUUUGCAUUCCUGAACUGAAGUUUGACCAUUGUGAUAUAUACGUUCGUCGUGUAGAAUAAGUGUGAUAACGUCAAUGUGUAGUUACGUUAAGAUAAGUCGUCAUCGUGAGCUCUAAGAGUGUGAGAAAUUUAUGUAACGUUGAUAAGAGCGCGAGAGCUAUAGCUGCCUCUCUCUCUCUCUCUCUCUUUUACUCGCCGCAGUUUUGAAAUGUUUUUCGUAGGAGGUAAGCCAGAGCGAGCACGAGCGAGCUUGGCAAUCACGUGCUCCAAGUCAUAACCUAGAUUAGGCAGCUUAGCUGCUGCUGUGUGCGGAAAAUCGAGCGAGUCCAAAUCAAUUUGAGCCCUCUUGCGCUGCACUUGUUUCCGUUAAUGCUGCCUCGCUAAACACUCCCUACUCGGAGUUAUACAAUCAAAGGCAGCGGCACAGAGAGGAAAACAAAAACUGAACGUCAAAUGCUCGGCUCGAUAACAAUUAUCAUGCGACUGAGUCAACAGUGGACGACGGCCAAGGGCUCGAGAUCCUUGAUUUGAUAUUGAAUACGGAGGUUUGCUGCUCUAGCAGCAUGUCACGAAACACCGGCACCCCCACCAGCAGUCCGCGACUGCCACGUGCUGGCCAACAGCUGCGCGAACGCGUCACUUUCUUCGAGCAAUUAUCCAGCCCUAAUGCCCAGCAUCGAUCGCCGAGCAAUGAGGAUAUAUACGAUGAAGCUGUUGUGGUCAGGAGGUCCUCGUCGAGGGCCAGCAAUUCCUCGUACGAGGAAAGUUUCGAAAGAUUGGUCGAGGAAGGCGAGUACAGCGGAGCUAAGGUGGUUAAGUUCGAAAAGAUCACCGUGAAGAAAAAUGUUAGGGAAGUCACGGCUUCCAGUUUGAGUACAAUCGUAAGCAGUACCAACGGAACAUCGAGACAGGUGAUUCAAGGUGCUGGUCUGACGGCGAGCAGUCGGACACCAAGCGAAGAUCAGGCACUCGAAGACUCCGCAUACCAAAGCCAUAGUCAUGGUUUACAUGGUAGCAAAUCCAGUUCUGUCGCGUCAUCCGUAAAAUUCCCCUCGGAGGAAAGUUUUGUGCUCAGACGGACUCCGACAUCGUGUUCAUCGAGUCCCAUGGAGGAUAAAUCAUCCGCGGAGUGGUACGCCGAGUACCGAAAUCAAAGCUUCGGCAAUAUGGGAAAUAAGCCUGAUUACGUUCGAAGCAAGAGUCAGUUCGACGCUCACAUCGCUGAGAUCAAAGAUGAACAAGAACGCGUACAGAAAAAAACUUUUGUUAACUGGAUCAACUCGUGCUUAUCGAAGCGCAUUCCGCCGCUUCGAGUGGAUGACCUGAUCGAGGAUUUGAAGGAUGGAACACUUCUACUUGCCUUAUUAGAAAUAUUGUCUGGCGAAAAAUUGCCGGUAGAAAAAGGCCGAAAUUUGAAGAGACCGCACUUUUUAAGUAAUGUGAAUACAGCACUUCAAUUUUUACAGAGUAAAAAAAUAAAAUUAGUGAAUAUAAACUCGUCCGACUUAGUUGAUGGGCGGCCGCCAGUGGUCCUAGGUUUAAUUUGGACUAUCAUUUUAUACUUCCAGCUACGAUCAAAGGAUCGCAAUAGGAUCGAAGAGAAUGCUCGGGCUCUCGAGUACCUUGGGCACUCUUGGGGAAGCCAAAGUAGUCUUGAAAGUAUUGGAACUCAGGGAUCAGGGGCGAGUGAGCGAAGGCGCCAAAGCAAUGAGAAGUGGAAGCAAGGGGCUCGAAAAACUUUACUUCAGUGGGUUACUAAUGCCUUACCAAAGGACUUGGGAAUAGAGGUGCGCGAUUUUGGCGAAAGUUGGCGAGACGGCAACGCAUUUUUAGGGGUCAUCGACGCAAUCAAGCAGGAUUUAGUGAAUAUACCAGCGAUGAAACAAGCAACGAACAAAGUUCGGUUGGAGACAGCUUUCGAUGUUGCCGAAACCGAACUCGGUAUCGCGAAACUUUUAGAUCCUGAGGAUGUGGAUGUACCACAACCCGAUGAAAAGUGCAUUAUGACUUACGUCGCUCAGUUCCUACACAAGUAUCCCGAUCCUAAAAAUGCUAAUACCGAUUCAUUUCCAUCAGUACAAGAAGAUUACAAUACGCUACUACACUGGCUUAACAAUAAGACGAGGCAACUUGACCAGAUGGAUAAACGUAACAUUUUCUCCAGGAAUUAUGCCGAUUACUUGGUUUUCCAACGGGAAAUAGAUGAGAAAUCGUUGAUUUAUUACAAACUUGAAAGUUUAAUUGAGACGCCUGGUAUAGUUAGUAUAACAAGAGAAUCAUGGAGACAUAUACAAAAUUUAUGGAAAGUUAUGGAAAUGCUGAUAACGAGGUGGCUGUCGUUAUUAGAUUCAUCUUUACCUGGUGAAUUCGGCGAAAUCGGUAGAUGGCUAGCACAUGCAGAAGUAAUGCUACACUCCGAUGACGAUAUUCCCGAAGAAAUGUCAGAAGAGACUGCUGGUAUAAUUUCUCGAAAACUGGAAGAGCACAAAAAGUUCUUCCUUGAUCUUCCGGAUAUUGUAGAAAAGUUCAAUUGUGCUAGAGCUUCACCGUUAUCGCGACAAGUGCUUAACGAACAAUUAGCAAAUAUAUCGUCCAGAUUGGAUAGUCUUCCAACGCGCGCAGCUAAGCGGCGAAUAAAAUUGAAAUUCCUAGAACAUAAGUGUUGUCUAAUUGCCUUUCUUUACUUGAUUGAGACAAGACUCAAAAGCUGGAGUAUUAAGUAUGGCAGUGAAGAAGACGUUCAACAAAUGCUUGAUCAAUAUAGAAAUUUCAUAUCUAGAAAUCGAAUCUUUCAAGAGUUUCAAAAAGCUUAUAUCGACAUGCAACAGGUUGUUGAGGAAUACAAAAGAGAGGGUGAUGUUGACCGAGAAGGAAGCAUAGAACUGGAUCGAUUUAUAAGAGGUACUGGAGAGAAGUGGAAAAGCAUUUCCAUGGACUUACGCUGCGUGCAAAGUAUGCUCGAAGAAGUUAUUGCUUAUUGGAGAAGAUGGUCGUCAUUAUCUGAGGAAUUUGAAGCCUGGUUGAACAAGGCAGAACCUUGUUUGAAUUUACCGGAAGAACAAAAAAUGGAAUUUUUUCAAGAUAUUUCCGUAUGGAAGGAUAAAUAUCAACAAAUAUCAGAUACCGUUAGCUUGUUAAUUGCAACAUCGGAAGAUAAUGUGGCUCUGCAAUUGAAAGAUCGUUAUACUAAUUUAAAGAGAAAAUGGGAACGUAUCUUCCAAGAAGCGAAACAAUAUAUGCACGCUGGUGAUCUUCUUCGAAAUUGGCAUGACUACCGCACCGGAGUUGCAAAUCUUCAAACAUGGCUAAAUAACGCUGAAGCUACGCUUUCAACUUCAGAUUUAACAUCUACAGAUAAGAUCAAAGCUUACGGAGAUCGUCUCAAAGUUUUACAUGAAGAGAUUGAAGGUAUCGAAGAAAUUUUCAAAGACGUUAGCCGAAAAUUCCAAACACUCAUUCAAGAUUUAUCUCGGGAUGAAGUCGACAAGAUGAUGAUGACUCUGAAAAAACAGAAAGAAGCUCUCGUAAGAGUUCGUGCGUUGAUACCCAUGCAAUUGCACCUAUAUCAUCAAAUUUUGGUCCAACAAGAAUCUUUGGAAGCUGGACAACGUGAAAUAUCAGUGUGGCUAGACGAUGCUGAGCGUCUUCUCGGCAGUUAUAAUUUAUCCGGCGGAAGAGACUCUGCUCUUAUGCAAUUGGAAAAACAUAAAACUUUUUUCUCAAGAACAUUGUACUAUAAAUCCAUGCUGGAAUCUAAAAAUAAAGUCUUUCAAAAUAUUGUUAAAUCCGUUGACAUACAGAAGAAAUCAACUGAAACUGAAGGUAAUGUUGUACUUCGAGAUCUAAACCAUCGAUUUGCUUGUGUUUUGCAAACAGCUCAAACAUGGGAACAACGAUUGCAAGAAGCUGUACGAUGUUGGACCAAAUUCAAAGAGUGUGAACGAUUACUUUCUGAGUGGCUUUCAGCAGGCGAAGCUCUCAUUAAUGAUCGUAAUAUAGACAACCGACAAUCAGUAGAAUAUCAUAAAAACUUUUUCGGAGCAGUUAAUGAAAAGUGGAUUCAAGAUCUCAUCAACGUAGCCCAAGAUCUAACAAAUAUUUUGCCUGUAAAUCAACAUGGACCAUUAUUAGAGACUGUUACAUCAUUGCAAAGGAGAUGGAAAGAGGUUUUAUCAUUUGCUCCGUUACAUUUAAUGAGGCUUGAAUUCAGAUUAGACGAGGUCACUUUUUCUCAAUACUUGAAAGAAAUCGAAAUGGAAAUCAAUGCCGAACAACAGGCUAUGGUGAAAAACGAAGAUGUUGCAAGUAUUUCAAAGAGGCACAAAGAUUUCUUCGUAAAUCGUGGAAUGGUUUCACAAGUUGAACGCUGUUUGCAAACGUUGAAAAAGAUUAGUUCUGCAUAUUUAAAUAUUAAACCAGAUGAUAUGAGUUUGAAUGAAGCUACUCAAAAUGCUGAAUGCCUUUGGGAACAAACGACUCACAGAAUAGAAGAACUCCGAGAACAGUUACGUCAAAUACCGCAACAAUGGGCAGCUUACAGGCAAAAGUUCGACGAAAUGGUAAGGUGGAUGGAUCACGUAAACAAUACAUUAAGAACGAUGUUACACGAAGUUAGUUCUCUUGAAGAGUUUGAACAAGAGAAAUCAGUCUUCCAGCUUCCAAAUUUAACGCAAACGUGUCAAGAAGCAGACAAUAAACGUGAAGAUAUGAAGUGGUUAGUACAAAUAUUAGACAAUUUAACAUCUAAUCGAACUGACCAAGAAGCAGCAGCAGAGCAGCGUAAAUUAGAGCAGCUCAUUACGCGCUACAAAAAUUUAAUACCAACUAUCGAAAUAACCAUGACUAAAACAGACAUUUAUUCAAGAAGCUAUACUUAUAGAAAAGAAGUAAGAGAUGUCUGUACGCUUCUUCAUAAAGUACGUGAACAAACCACUGAAGUGCCUAAAUUAGAAAGUAUAGAAAGCUUAAAAAAAGCGCUUGAGCAUCAAGAAAUCUGCUUAAAUCAACUUGAACAACAGCGAGCAAACAUAGUCAGUAUGUUACAGCGCGGUAAAGAUUUGCUGAAAGAUCAACAUGCACCAAAUUUUGUAUCUUCUGAAGUUCAGCAGUUAGAAAGUAGUUGGAACGAAACUUACGGUCAAAAUAUUGAAAUUUUGAAGACUUUGAAAGAUUCACAAAAACUGUGGUAUAAUUAUGACGAACAAAAAGAUGAAAUAUUAAGGUUGAUAGCACAAGCUGAAGACGAUCUUAGACGAUUAGAUGCAGCUUCAUACUACAAUGGUGCCCAAGUUGCCGCUGACUUACAACUUCAACAGGAUAUGAGCUCUUCUUUAAGAAAAAUGGCUACAAAUAUGGUUAAGAAACUACAUGAAACAUAUUCGAAUCUCGUAGUUGUUGCGUCACCUCAGAAACAACCAGAGCUCAUGAGAGAAGUAGAAGUUAUUGAAGAUAAAGUAGAGAAUACAUUAAAAAAAGUUGAUGAAAGAGUCGGAAAAUUACAAACUUUGCAAGCAAGAUGGAAUAAUUUCCAAUCUAAAAUUGGCGAAUUACAACACUGGACAACUCAAAGUGCACCUCAAUCAAUGGCUGAAAUUAAAGCUACUAUAACUUCUGUAGAAGAAAGAGUAUCUAAAACAGAAAUUCUGCAUAAGCAAAUUCACGAGAAAAUUACAAUAUUGAAGAUAAUAGAAGAGGAAUCAAAGAGUUUGAUCAAAGAAAACGAUGCACGACCGGAGGUUCAACAUUUAAGAACUAAUAUUAAAUCUCUACAUGACGCAAUAGAUUUACUUAAUGAAAACAUUGUUAAUCAACGUGAAACUGCAUUUCGAAAUCUGUCUACAUGGAAAGAGUAUGAAGUUGGAAUUCAAAAAUUCAAGCCGUGGAUGGAACAAGCUGAAAUGCAAGCCGCUUCGAUCGGUACAAAGCCAAGCACUUUGCAGCAAGCUAGUGCUAUGUUACAUUCUGCCCAAAUAUUCGAACAACAGUGUGCCGAACACCUUCCUCGACUUCAAAGUUUGAAUCAAAUUAGCCAACAACUUGGUGGUAGAUCCAGUGCACCUGACGAAGUAGAUACGGUUCAUAGUCGUUGGAAUUCCGUACACGAUAUAGCAGUCCAAACAAAAACAAAAUUAGAAAAACUUGUAUCUAUGUGGAAUAAAUUUGAAUCUGAUGCGAAAGAAUUCAAUACAUGGCUAGUGAAUUCUGAGAAUGCAGCCUUAGCAGAGCAAAACCUUCAAACCUCUGACAUAGUCAAACUAGAGCGCGAAUUAACUCACUUGAAAGAAUUCAAUAAAGAAAUAUCUACCAGACAGGCUCAAUUAAUUACUCUUACUCAAGUUUCAGAUCAAAUAACUCACGGAUUAUCGAUUGAAGGUAGUACAAUGCUAAAGAGCAGAAUUACUGAAUUGAAAGGUCGUGUUCAUAGAUUAGCCGACACAGUUAGACAUCAGAUCAAUAGUACUUCUGAUGCAAUACUGUCACGAAAUGAAUUCCAGAUGAAGGUUUCCGAUUUUGAAAACUGGAUGAGCAGCUUACGUCAGAAUAUAUUCCAAAUGAGUGAUGUACAUGUUGAGGAUAUCGACUCAAAUCUUCAAGCUACUCAUGUUUACCUACAAGAACAUUCAGAAAAACAACCUCAGUUCACUAGUAUAUAUGCAGAAAUAAAACAACUCGGUACCGAUGGUACGCCAGAAGAAUCUGCUAAGCUUGAUGAAAUGUAUUCUUCACUUGCUGCUAAAUAUAAAUCAUUGGAAGAUGAUUUACUUCAAAAGAAAAAAGCUUUAGAGAAAUGGACGGAACUCAUUAACUGGAACCAUGAAACAACUGCUGAAUUAGAUCAUUAUAAGUAUGAAGCAGAAGCUCGCAAGCCAACUAUUGACGAGUGUGAAAGAUUAUCCGAUGAAUUAAAGACUAUACAAGUGAAAAUUAACAAUUGGAAGGAACAGAUUCCAGUUAUUGAUAGUACCUUAGGUAUUGAAGUACGCGACGUUCAUGAAAAACCAAUUACAGCUUCUAGUUUGAUCAAUAAACUAGAAUCUGAAGUUGUGAGUUUGGAAAAUAAUUUGACAGCUAAACGGAACAAACUUGAAAACCUAAGUACAAAAUGGGCCAAUUUCCGGAAAUCGCAACAAAAAUUAACAGAAGAUAUUGUUGGAACUCAGACAGCUUUACAAGAAAUUACGUAUAAUGUAGAUACAUGUCAGAAACUCACGCCAGCUAUCGAGAAAAUUGCCAAUCUUAUCGUAGAGCAUGAAUUACGAGCUUCGGUAAAAGAAAUGUUGCACGAAGAAGGAGCAGAGUUACUAAAGGAUGAUCAAAGAUCUAUGACAAAUGUACAAGUUGUAUUAUCUUCCGUUGACUCUAACUACGAAAAAGUCAGUGAAUUAUUGUAUGAUCAGAAAAAGAAGUAUAACGAUAUGGAAACAGCAUGGAAGCAAUAUAUCGAAUCGGGAGGAAAACUUACUGCUUUUAUUAAUGAGAGUAUAAACUUAUGCGAUUCCGUGAAAGAAGCUCCGAACGAUAUAACUGAAGCUACAGUUGCUGUUGAGAAACACAAAAAAGCCUUCGAAACUUUGAAAAAAGGAAAAUCUUAUUUAGAAAAAAUGGACUCUAAAGCUCAACAGAUUGUUAAAGAGGCUUCUUUAAUGCCAAAUUUUAAUAAUAAUUUAAUAGAAUCAAAUGUGGCUGCUAUCCAUAAAAAGUACCAAGAUUGCUAUUCCAAUAUCAUUGAAAAAAUUCAAUUUUAUGAAACACAGGUUAUAAUUUGGAAACAGAUCGACGACGCAAAACAAGAAUUAAAUAGAUGGCUUAAUGAUACCAAUGAAUCUCUAACAUCAGCAUGUGAACAUCUUGCUGACAUUGAAAAUGGACAAGCAAUAUUGAACAAGUUCCAGGAAGAAUUACCGGUACAUCAAUUACUCAAACAAGGAAUAUCAACAAAAACAGAGCAACUUUUGAAAUUUAAUCAAGGCGUUGCUAUACCUACUUUAACAGCAUUGAAUCAAGUUUUAGACGAACAGUUUAAACUAGUUCAGGAGUCGGCAGAUAAAUUAGAAAGUAUAUCAUCUACUUUUGCUGAAAAAGAGCAAAAAAUACGACAUCAGUUGAAAGAAUCAAGUGACCUUAUAUCAAAAGUACGAGAAGAAAUUAUUAAAUGCGAUGAUCUUACGGGUGAAAAUUCCAACAUAGUCCAACGAAUCAAACGUUGUAAUGAUUUAAAAGUUGAACUCAAAAACUGUGAUUUGGUUCUUCAAAAUGUCAAUGGAAUGGUUGUUGAAUUAUCUUCAGAAUAUCCAUCGAUUACAAAAUCGAGUAUACCAAAGGAAUUACAUUCUUUGCAAGCUCGUCGUGAAACUGUUGCAAGUCAUGCAAAUAAAGUCAGUACAACUCUUCGUGGUUUUCUAUUGAAAUUAUAUAAUGAAAAAUUUACUGCGCUCCAGCGAUUAGUUGCUACAAACAGAGAAAAAAUAACUUGGUGUGAACCGGAACCAAGCAGUGAUAAAUAUAAUUUAGAAGUAAAAUUAGCUUCAUUGCUCGAUGUAGAAGCAGAUUUAAGUGAAUCCGAUGCCAAAAAAUAUGAAACUGAUAAAGCACUACAGCUCUUAGAAAAAAUUGAAAGCCUAGAAGUUUUAAAGCCUUUGCAAGAUGACCGUGAAAAAGUCCAUGUUGAAUUGGAAUCUCUCAAAAUAUGCUUCCAGAAUAUAAAACUGUUACUCGAGAAAAAUAUCGUAACAUGGGAACGAUAUGAAAUGAUGUCAGAAAAUGUUGUAGGUGCUUUGAAAAAACUCGAAAAUAGGGUGAGAACUGAAAGUUCAAUACUUUUAAGUUUGAAUGAAAUUGAGAAGAAGAUUGAAGAAGUUAAGGAAUUUCAAGGAAUAUUCAACGGUUGUAAUACAGAAAUGCGGCAGCUUAUAUCAUUCAGUCGGGAAAUUACCAAUGUGAGUCCAGAUUCACGAGUUGAGCAAUACGUAAAUCACUUGAAUGUCAGGUUCGAAACAGUUGAAAAAUUCAUUCAUCAAUAUUUAGACAAACUAGGAGAAUUAAAAAAGAAUAGAAAUCAAUAUCAAGAAAAUGUACAACAAUUAGACUCUCGGAUUAAUGGAGCAGAAGAAAAAUUAAAAAUUUACGAAGAAAUAAGCGGACCAAAACCUUUAACUUUCUAUCAAGCUAGACUCAAAGAAUUGAAAGUCUUCACCGAAGAACGUGAGAAAGGUCAAUCUCUUUUUAACCUGACUGUCGAAGUUGGAGAAGCACUUUAUUCAAAAAUCAAUCCAGAUGAACGAGAAAAAAUUAGAUCAGAGCUUCGAAAUCUUCGAACUCGAUUGGAUAAUUUAACGGACCGAGCCAACGCUAUUUAUAAAAAAGUAGAGAACGACAUGAUGCAUAGAUCAUCUUUUGAAGAUAAAUAUACUCAGGUUCAACAAUGGGUAAUCCAUGCUCAAGCAAAAUUGGGUAAUAAGCAAGACUUGCUACCAACUUUGCAAGAGAAAAAAUUGGCUCUUCACUUAUACAAAACCAUUAUCCAGGAUGUAAAAGCUCAUAAAAGUAUUUUAGAACAACUGGAUGAAAAGUUGGGAUCAGAUUCUGAUGAUGAAUCAAGCGGUAUGCUAGUUUCCGUAAUCGAAUCUUACGACAAGCUUUCAGAAGAAGUGAAUGAUAGAAUAAACGUUACUGGAAAAUAUGUUGCGAAUCAUGAAACUUAUCAACAAACUUUCGAAAAGACAAGAGAUUGGAUUAAUACAAUCGUCAAUGAAACUUCUAUCUUAAUAGAUGAUCUUGCUAUUGAACGCGAGACUGCCAAGUCGAGUAUAAAUCUAGUUGAAAAUGUUUUGCAACAAAAAGAAGAAGGUGAUAGAAUAAUAGAUGACUGUAAUCAACAAUUAAAUGUUGUUUUGGAACAAACUUCCAUUCCUGGUCAUCAAGCUCUGAUGAAAGCUUUUGAAGAACAGAAGAAAAUAUGGCAGGACUUCUUAGCACGAUGUGCAGUCGUAAGAGAAAAACUCAAUCGAUUAUUUGAUGAGUGGUCUGAAUUUCAGAAGGUCGUCGAAGAAAUUGAAACCUGGAUGAAACAAGUAGAAAGCCAAUUGAAAGAUCAGAGUUUAAAAAGUACUGAAGAAGCUAAAAUUAUGCAUUUUCAAAAAAUUAAAGCACUUGAAGAAGAAAUUGUAGCUAAAGCUCCAGAUAUACAAGCGGUAGUCGAGAAGAGUCAAAAAAUUGAAGUAGAGCCUGAACUAGUAUCAAGAGUAUCAAAACAAGCCACGAAAUAUCAAGCUCUUCGAAGUCAAGCUCGAGAUUUGGUAUCUCGAUAUGAACAGUAUGUUAAGGAACACAGUAGUUUCAAUCAACGCUUCAAUGAUUUUGUUAACUGGAUUGGUGAUUUACAAAGUCAACUCAAAAUACAUAGUGAAAUUGUUGGUGAUUUCAGUGUCUUGCAACAGCGACAAAAGAUAAUACGAGAUCUAGGAGACACACGCACUAAAGAAAAUUCCAAAUUCGAAUUGCUUAUCGAUCUUGGCGAAAGACUUUACUCUCAUACAUCACCGGAGGGCCGGGAAAUCGUACGUCAACAGUUGAAAAAUUUGAAAACUCUUUGGGAUACAUUCUCAGACGAUUUGCAAGCUACUACACAAAAGUUAGAUCAAUGCUUAAUGCAGUUUGGCGAAUUUUCCUUAUCUCAAGAGCAAUUAACAACGUGGUUGAGAGAUGUAGAGAAAGCUAUGCAUCAGCAUACUGAAUUAAAAUCUACUCUUGAAGAAAAGCGAGCGCAAUUACAAAAUCACAAAAUUAUGCAUCAAGAAAUUAUGUCUCAUCAAAAUCUCGUUGAAGGUGUGUGCGAGAAAGCACAACAAUUGGUUGAUCAAACUCAAGAUACUUCUUUGAAUAUUUAUCUUCAGUCGAUUAAACAAUUAUUCCAUAAUAUAGUUUCAAAAUCGCGCGAUUUAUUAGAUAACUUGGAGGAUUGCGCAGAUAAGCAUAAUAAAUUUAACAAUCAAUGCAGAACUUUCUCGGAUUGGCUUCAAGGAGAAAAAGAAAAAUUACUUGAAUGUACUGACGUCAGUGGAGAACGAACUGAUAUAACUCGUAGAUUAGCCACUUUUACAAUACUUCAAGACGGUCGAAAUCAAGGAAUGGAUCUUAUUAAGAAAUUGAAGGAUUGCGCUGCUGUUGUUACAAAAAGCACAGCACCAAAAGGUCAAGAAAUAAUACACAAUGACAUUGCAACUCUUGAGGCUAAAUUGAUACAACAUCUGAAUGACCUUGAAUCUAUCGAACAAAGACAACAAGGAGCGUUGAAGAAAUGGGACGAGUUUGAAGAACCAUUGGAGAUGUUUAUGAAAUGGUUCCGUUCAAUGGAGGCUGCAUUCCGAGAUCAACAAUUGCAACCAAAUUUGAAAGAGAAACAAGCUCGAUUAGCAAGUUUUAAAGAAAAGCGAGAAGCAAUCUUGACAAAAGAAAGUGAAAUAGAUCAUUUCAUAGAUAAAUCGCAUGCCCUUCUUAAUUCUAGUAGUGUCGAUCGAUUAAAACCAUUAGUAUCUCAAAUCAGUAACAGAUAUACCGUUCUUCUCACUUUGAGCAAAGAUGUAAUCAAUCGCUGUGAAGAAAUUGUUGAAGACCACAAAGCUUACGAAGAUAAGUUAACGAGUAUCGAUAGCUGGUUAACUCCUUUAGAACAACAUUUAGUUGUUCUCAAAAGCAAUGAUGCAAGUAGUACAGAAGCAAAGAAUUCGAGACUACAACUACUUUUAGGAGAACGUCAACAAGCAGAGCAUCGUCUUGGAGCGCUCACUGCUGCUGCUGAUCGAAUUUUGCCAGAAACUUCGGCUCAUGGUCGUGAGAUUAUUAGACAACAGAUUCGAAAGGCUCGAGAAAGAUGGGAUAAUCUUGCUGAAAGCAUUGUCGAACAACAGAAGAAACAAGGCUUGCAAUCAUUACAAUGGUCGAGUUACCAAGAAACAUUGCAACAAAUUUUGACAUGGUUGGAUAAUAUGGAACGUACAAUUAAACAAGAGGCUUCAACUAUCCCAGCUUCACUUCAAGAAACUCGAUCAAAAUUACUGAAGUGCAAGACUGUGCAUCAAGAGAUUGUGGCACAUAAACGAAUCAUUGAAGCAGUUUCUGAGAAAGCUAAUGCUUUGGUACAAGUUUCACAAGCUCCUUCAGAUAUUCAAGAUAAGGUGGAGUCGGUUAGUCAAAGGUAUGAACAACUAGUAUGUAGAUCUCAAAAAGGAUUGGCAAACUUGGAAACGUUACAUGAUGCAUUCCAACAAUUUAAUGAGUUACAAAAAGCAUACAAAGAAUAUCAAAAAAUCCAAUGGGACAAAUUGAACCACUAUAACGACUGUUCUGGUAAUAAAACGGCUCUGCAAGGUCGUUUAGCAAAACUAGUGGAAAUUCAAGAUAGCGUGAGCGAAGCAGAUGUUAAACUGGGUGUCCUAGAAGAACAUGUUACGAAAAAUGCUAAGAUUGUUUCGCCUCGUUCAAGAGAAACUAUGGAUAGAGAUUUAAAUAAUUUAAGAUUUGAAAGUAAAAAAUUCGCUAAUGCAGUUGGUGAAGCUGUUCGAAAUCUUGAAGAAAGAAUACAGCAAUGGAGUGAUUAUGAAAAUUCAUUAGAGAGGUUACUUGCAUGGUUAUCGGAUGCAGAAACAUCUUUGAAAAACUAUACGCUUAAAAAUACGGCAGAGGAAAAGCAAGAGCAACUGGAAAAAUAUCAGGAUCUACAAAAAAUUACUGAAUCACGCAAUGCAGAUGUCUUGGAAUUGGUAGCUCUCGGUAACUACCUUGAGCAAGCACUGCUCGUGAAUCUUCGACAAAAUGAAGCUGAAUUUGAUAAGAUGAAUGAUGAUUCUUCCGAUUUAAUACAAAUCAGUGGAGAAUCAAGAUUCUCUGUCAGCGUACAACAAGUGACUUCUCGAUUCCAAUCUAUACAAGCGACAGCCAAGGAGUUAGUGAAAAAAUGUGACCAAGCAUGGGCAGAUCACCUAAUGUAUCUUGACAAAUAUAAGCAGUGCUCGGAGCGUUUAGCUGCUGUUCGUCAAUUAUAUCAAGCAUCGCGUGAAAAUAUUUCUGGCACUCGUCAAGAGCUUUCAUCGCAUAUCGAAACUAUUCGCGAUCUUAUGUCCAAACAACCUUCUAUGAUGCUUUUAGUUAACAGUACAGUGGAAGCUGGAGAAAAACUUUAUCCAAGUACUAGCAAUGAGGGUCGCGAGAUCAUUCGUCAUCAAAUAUUAGAUUUACAACAAGCUCUUGAAAAUCUUUACGAUGGAAUCACACUGACCGAGCGUGAAAUUCAGGCAAAAAUAUCACACUGGUCUGGUUUCGAUGAAUGCAGCGAAGCUUUUGAUGCUUGGCUGAAAAUAGCUGAAGCUCAUCUCAAGCAAGAUAUUGAAUUGAAGACUACCUUGGAUGAGAAACGAGCUCAAUUACAGAUAUAUAGAACAUUCUUACAUGAUGCACAAGCUCAUCAACAAGAUCUAUUUGAUUUACGAGACAAAGCUGAUAGUCUUCCAGAUCGCACGGAAAAGAUUGAAAAGGUGUUAAAUAAUUUAAGUAAUAGACAUGCAGCUAUUCUCAAACGCGCUACUGGAUUUGUCGAAAGGUAUGAAGCUAUUGUUAGUGAUCACCAACAGUAUAGCAAAGCCGUCCUCGAUACUCAUGAAUGGCUUGAUGCAACGUUAAAUGCUGUGCAUAUGUGGGGUGACGUCGAGCUUGAAAGAGUGUCAUUACACACCAACCUCGAUCGUCUUCGUAACCUUCUGCUCAGCUUAUCUGAAGAAGAAUCCAGAAUUAAUCAAAUUCGCAGUCUUGGGGAAAGGGUGAUUCCUGGAACUUUGGAGUCCGGACAAGUUAACAUUCGUUCCCAAAUUGACACAUCGCAGCAAGAAUGGGAAGGCCUAGUCUCAGCGAUCAAAUCAACGAUUGAUGCCUUGGACAACAAGUUGCAGCAGUGGAACGAAUAUGAAAUUUGCAGAGAGCGUUGCCUAGCAUGGAUUCGAGAUACAGAUACAAAACUUCACGCCAUUGACUUAAAAUCUACAAUAGACGAAAAAAGAGCUCAGUUGGAUAAACUUCGCAAUCUUCAAGGUGAAAUCAGAGCCAAAGAGUUAGAAAUUGAUGCAGUCACGGAACGUGCUCAUCAAUUGCAUAAGCAUACCUCUCGAAGCUCACAAUUAUCAGAGCUAGGUAUCAAGUAUCAGCAAAUUUCAACAAAAGUUAAAGAACUCAACAAUCGUUGGCAACAAUACGUUACGAGUCACCAAGACUUUGAUAAUCAAUUGUCGGAAUGUACGCGUUGGCUUGAUGACAUUCGAAAUAAGCUUGCUUAUUGUACGGAUUUGAGCGCUUCAUCUCAGAAAGAGCUUGAAAAGAAAAUGGAUACUAUACAGGACUUACUACUUCACAAAGAAACAGGGUUCGCAAAGAUUCAAGGUAUAGUGGAGUUAGCACAAGGAAUUCUAGCUAAUACAGCACCAGUAGGUCAUAAGGCGAUUAAUGAUGCAGUAGCUAAGUUGCUAGAACAAUGGAGCUCACUUGCUUCUAAGAUGCUCGAAACUAAAACCAAUCUGGAUGAUUCAAUCAAUAAGUGGUCUGGACUACUUGAACAAGUACAAAUGCUAGAGAAAACUAUUGCUUACAUGCAGAAUUCCAUUGAUGAAGUUGCGCCUUUCCAAACGACGAUGAAUGAAAAAAGAUCACAAUUGGAACGUAUUAAAGUUUUUGAAGAAAAAAUACGAUGCGAGAAUAUUGAAGUUGAAGGUUUAAAAGCUAAAGUCAACGAAAUGAUCGGUAGUGGCCAGCAAAGUAUUGCUGCUUCACAAGCACAAGAAAUUUUGCACAAAUUUGAUGCUCUCUUCGAAAGGAUUAAAUCGUUGUUAUCAGAACGAGAAGAACAAUUCAAGUAUCAUCGACUAUAUAAAGAAGCUCACGAUGAUUUAAUUAAUUGGCUUAAUCGUGCACGUGAAAAAAUACCAGUAAUUAAGCAGAGAUCUUUAAGUGAUAAACUUGCUAUUGAAAAUGCCGUAGCCCCACUAGAAACUUUGAUGAACAAAAAAGCUCAAGGUGAAUUGAUGGUCGAAAAUUUACAACACACUGGUGAAGUAGUAUGUGCUAGCACAAGUCCGAAAGGUCAAGAAGUUGUUCGUAAUGAAAUUCGAGCUUUAACAGAAAGUUUUGAGAAUCUUUUCCGGGAUAUACAACAGCAAAAGAAUCAACUGGAGGCUACGGUCAACCAGUGGCGUGAUUUCAAAGAUGAGUAUGAAAAAAUUAGCGAUUGGUUACAGCAGUUUGAUAUACUUAUUAAAGCGCAAAAGAAUUCCCUUUUGCCGAAUUUGAAAGAAAAAGAAAAGCAAAUUAAUGAAGUUAAAGAGAUUUUGAACAACUUGAAUAAGAAACACGACCAGAUUGAUGAAAUUAACAAAUCAGCUGCUCCACUUCUGGCAACUCCAUUAGAUACUUACGUGCAUAACCAGUUAAGACAUUUGAAUUCUCGCUAUCAAGUACAAGUAAAUUUAGCAAAGGAUGUGCUUCAAAAAGUAGAAACAAAUUAUGCUCAACAUCAAGCAUACGAGGCAAAUUUGGCUAAAGCACGUGAUUGGAUUGAAAAUGCAAAACAAAUUAUUCGUCAAGGUUCAGAAGCAGGUUCAACUACAAGUCGCGACGUACUCCAGCAGAGAUUAGACAAAAUACAAGAACUUCUUCGAAAACGCGAAGAAGGUCAAAAUUUGGUACACUUGACCGUCAAUUGUGGAGAGAAAGUUAUACGUAAUACAAGAUCUGAUGGACGUGAAGAGAUUGCUACGCAGUUGAAAGAAAUUCAGAAUGAUUGGGAAAGAUUAGUGAAGAAAUUGUCUACAACGAAAGUACAUUUGGAAACAAGCUUACUGCAAUGGGCAGACUAUAGUUCAUCUUACUCUCAGUUACAACAAUGGAUUAAUGAAAGAGAGGCAAAACUUCAACAAGUUUGCGAACAAAAAGUUACGAAAGCACGUAAAGGAGUAGCGGGUAUCAGUUCAUUGGCAAUCGGCGAACGUAAAGCAAAUUUGCGACAAACCAGCAGUAUCGUUCAAGAUAUUGUAGCGUUUGAGCCCAUGAUUCAGUCAGUAACUACUAAAGCCGAAGAUCUUCAACAAGCUACUCCUGCCACUGAAAUUUCCAUCAAAUAUGAGACUUUGAGUAAACAAGCCAAAGAACUUUAUGAAAAACAGAAGGAAACAGUCGAACAACAUCAAGCAUUUAUAGACAUUGGAAACGAAUUCAUUCAGUGGCUAAGAGUAGCUAAAGAAAGAUUAGGAAAAUGCUCUGAACCAACUGGAGACAAAGAGUCAUUAGCAACCAAAAUAGCACAAUUGAAGGUUCUACAAAAUGAACUUCCAGAAGGACAAAAGAAAUUAGAAAAAGCACUUGAACAAGGAAAUCUUGCUUGCCAAAUAGCGGAUGAUGAAGACAAAGAAAUAAUUGAAGAAGAGGUUGCUCUCCUCCAAGAAGAAUACGAUAAUUAUGUGGAUUUAUUGAAUAAUACGAAGAGUAUUCUUGAAAUAGGAAUAGUAAAGUGGACUGAAUACGAAGAUCAGUUUUCUGAAGCUUCUGAAUGGCUGAAUCAAACAGAACAAUUAGUAAAGGGAUAUAAUAAAUUGCAAGACAGCUUGGAGGAAAAGAAGAAUGUAUUAGAACAAUUCCAAGGUCAUCUUCAAACUCUAUUCGAUUGGCAAAAAGAACUUGAUAGACUGAAUAUGAAAGCCCAAGUGCUUUUAGAAACUUGUGCUGAUACUCGCAUUUCAAAUGCUGUUACGCAAUUGACAACAAAGUAUAAUGCAUUGCUUUCUCUGGCUAAAGAAGUUAUGCGACGGUUAGAAUUACACUACCAGGAACACCAACAACAUAAUACUUUGUAUCAAGAAUGUCAAGAUUGGGUUGAUCGAACUCGCGAAAAACUGAACGAAUGUAAGGAAGUGCCAAGUUCUUUAGCCGAGGUCAAUAAUAAACUGCAAACUUGCAAACUCAUUCGUCAGACUUUGGAACAAGGACAAAAUAAACUGCGUUACGUUCUUGAAUUGAAGGAAAAAGUUAUCAUGAAUACUGAACAGAAUGGCGCCGUUAAGAUAAAAGAGGAUACAGAAAACUUAAAAGCAGAUUUUGAUAAACUGCUGACCGAUGUGGACGAAGCAAGACAGAAGCUUGCUAGUAGAGCUGCCGUUUUGGAAGAACUUAACAAAAUUCAUAGAUUUAUUGCCGACUGGCUCGAAGAAAUAGAAAGUAAUGUACAUUUUGAUGAAGUUUACCGUAAUGAUUUAAGUGAAAAGAGGGCUUUGUUAGAAAAAUAUAAGACAGUAUACAGAGAUAUUCAGGGACAUAACGAGGUAGUUGAGAAACUAAAACAACGAUUAUCAGAUGAUUUAAACGUUGAUAAAGAAUCGUAUAACGCUACAUUUGCUAAAUUUAAUGAACUCAAAAAACUGGUCGCUCAAAAGAUUCACAACUUAGAUGAACAAGUCAAAGAACACGAAACAUAUCAAAAUGCAUUCAAUGAAGCAUCUGACUGGGUACGACGAGCUAAAAUUGAUUUACAGCAAUAUAGUAUUACUCAUGGAGAAAAAGAAAAAGUAACAGAGAGAGAAGGAAAAGUCAAGCAGUUGCUAUCAUCUUUACAAAAAGGUCAAUCUUUGAUUUCUAAAGUUAUUGAAACAAGUGAAAUAAUCCUUACGAAUACUGGACCAGAAGGACAAGAUUUAAUUAACCAUGAUGUUGAACAGCUACAAGCGGAUUGGCAAGAUUUACAAGCUCAAUGCCAUGAAGCUGAAAAAAUAUUGUCAGAUUGCAUCUUGACUUGGUCACAAUUUAUAUCGUUAAUGGAUAGCUUACAAAAGUGGAUUGAUCAAUUCCAAACUAAAAUUAACAAUGCGCAAGCUAAGGAAAACAAAACUCCCGAUGAUCUAAAUCAUUGUAAGAAUUUAGUUCAAGAAGCAAUACGUCAAAAGCCUAUUCUUGAAGAUUUAAAUGAUAAAUGUGAAAUUCUAAUGGACAUGAGUGCAUGUAACUGGGCUCGAGAAAAAACUGUUCAACUUCAAUCAACUUAUACGAGUCUUCUGACUGAUGCUCAGGGAUUAGUAUCGAAAGUAGAAAAGAACUUGUCUGAUCAUACAGAAUUCCUGAAAACAAAGAAAGAUCUUCAAGAUUGGCUGCAUACUGCUCAUGGUUCAAUUCAAGAUUGUGUUGGCGUUGGAGACGUAGCAUGGGCUAAAGACAAACUCAAAACAAUAAAGCUUGUUGCUACUAGAAUUACCGAAGGACAUCAUUUACUGUCCACUUUACAAGAUGCUUUUGCAAAAGCAAUCAACACAGCACUUCCAGAACAACAAGAACAACUUAGGACUGAUAUGUCAGAAUUGCGAUCCAGUUGGGAACAGCUCAGUAUGGAUUUGAAUACAGUACAAGCUCAAAUUAAAUCUAUUAUCAAUAGAUGGGAAGAUUUUUACGAAGCACGUGAUCGUUUCGAAGAAUGGCUUAACACAACAGAAAACAGUAUUGAAACCAUACCUGAUACUAAAGGAGAAUUAGGAGAAAUGAAAACUUUGUUAGAGAAAUUCAAGCAUGUCAAAGAUGAGGUUAAAAAUAAGAAAUCUGAUCUUGAUCAUUUGAUAAACGAAGCUGAUGAACUGUCAAACUGGGUCAAAAGCAAAACACCAUUAGAGCAAGUCAAGUGUUUGAAAUCUCGAUGGGAAUCUUUAGAUGAUCAAGUGGACAAACAGAAAAAUCUUGUUGAAAAUGAAAUAAAAGAUUACAACGCUUACCAUGCAGCUUUACAAGAAACUGAGAAGUGGUUACUGCAGGUUUCCUUCCAACUGAUGGCUCACAAUUCUCUGUAUAUAAUCAAUAAAGAACAAACACUUGAACAAAUAAAGCAACAUCAGGCAUUGCUUGAUCAAAUUCGAAGCUAUGAAUCUGUUCUCGAUGAUUUGAAAGUUAAAGGCCAAGGUCAAAUUGAUAGAUAUGAGGCAUCAAAUGCUACUGUUAAAUCAACAAUACUUACACAGCUGCAGAAUGUACGUGACAGCUAUAAUUCGCUGCUUAACACUGCGCUACAAAUUGAAAACCGUUUAAGUGAAUCUUUAGUAAAGUUCCAAGAGUAUGAAAAUACUCUAGAAAGUAUCUUGAAGAAUUUCGACAUUUACGAACCAGAGGUUGCGAGAGAACAAGAUGCACCUCUUGAUACUUUGGAAGCAGCUGAAGAUAGUUUAUCAUCUGCUAAGAUUCUGUAUAAUAAGUUGCAGACUGAAAAAGCUCGACUUAUUGUUGCCGUUGAAGCUUGCGAGGCUGCAGCAGCUUGCGUCUCAAGACCAGGAAGUCCAUUAGAUGCCCCGUCUGUUCAAAUACCUGCUAAAGAAAUGGAAGUCCGUACACGUCUGGACGAUCUUAUCGAUCAGCCAAGUGAAAACGAUUCGUCUACGCAGCGAUUGAAAGUUCUGCUUGACAAAGUUAAAGAAAAUGGUUGUUUAGACAAAUUGAGUGAUUUACGUAAAAAGAUGCAAUCCCACUUGUCUAACGUAACGAAAAGAGUCGGUGAAUUAGAAGAGCAAGCCCGUCAAAAGAAUGUCUUAGUAACUUGGAUAAAUCAACAACGCGCCUUGUGUGCAGAAUGGAAAUCUCGUCCCGCAAAACUUCGUACAGAAGCUGCACAAUCAGAAAUGCAAGCAAUGAAUGACUUAUUGACAAAUGUUGGCGAACGUCGAAGUCGUGCAGAAUUGGAAUUAUUAAUACGUCCUGAUGGGCAAGACGCUGAUAUCGAAGAAGGAUUGGAUAAACUCGAAGCUGAACUGAUCGAUGCUAUUGCUGGAAAACAAUCGGCUCAAGAUUUAAUACAAAAAUAUCGUAAUGAAGUGCAUGACAUUCAAUCUUGGUUUGAUGGACUGUCGAAGAAGAUAGACGUCAUCGAAAAAGGAAAUGGAUCGACUAUUAGUCAAAAAAUAUCAUCGUUGAAAGACAUUACAACUGAAUUUGAAACACAAAGUCCUGGAAGAUUGGCAGAAGUGAGGAAACUCGGCGAUCAAGUAAUGGAUUCAGUGAGUAACUUAGAUUCUCAACAAAUUGAGGAGCAAAUAAAAUCGGUGGAACGUCGACAUGGCGAUAUUGGUAAGAAACUGCAAAGAAAAGCACAAGUUCUCGACAUGACGGCUCAGGGUAUUGAGGCAACUAAAAGAGAAAUCGAAGAAAAUCGGGAAUGGAUGAGUGACAAAAAGCAGAUUGCUCGCUCGACGGAACCACUUGGCUAUGAGAGUCGUCAAGCCGAAGAAAGAUUGCUAGCAUUGAAAGGUAUACUCAAAGAGGCUGAAGCUAAGCAGAUGCUUAUAGAUUCGCUCGAAAAGCGUAUUGGCGACAUGCAAAAUGAAUUAGAAACAAGUGAACAACAACAAUUGGAAAGCGAAAGUCGAGCGUUGCGAUGUGAACAAGCUGAGCUUUGCUCUAUGUUGAGGGAAGAAAUAUCUGCUGCCACGGCUGCUGCUGAAACCAGACGCAAACUUGAAAAUGAUCUUGAAAAAGCCAGAUUGUGGAUAAAAUCGACUAGCAAUGAUUUGAAGAAACUUAGUGGUUAUCUACCACUUAAAGCCUCCGAAGUCGAAGGAGAUAUUGCUCAGCAUCAUAGUCUAGCUUCAGAGGUCAGACGUUUCAGCGAGGGAAGUUUGAAGGAGCUAUUGAAGCACGGCAAUGCUAUGUUAAGAGAGUGUAAUGACGAAGAUCGCAACAGGUUGCAAGCUUUGUUGGACAAGGUCAACGAUGAAUAUCUUGAGCUACAAAAAGAAGCUCACGAAAAGCAAGCUGCUCUUGCUGAUCUUUUACAAGGUAGGAAGUCAUUUGAAAGUGAGAUUGAUAAAUGUCAGCGUUGGAUUAAAGAAGCUGAAGUUGCUACAUCAGUUGAGCUUCGUCCUUCUAGCAUUGAUGUACUUCGAGAACAACUGUCUAAGUACGAUCGUUUGAAAAAAGAAGCUAAAGAUUACGCAGAUGAUAUUGAGAAGAUCGUUCAACAGGGUAAGUCGAUUUUACCGACAAUCAGCGAUGCCGACAAACUUGAGCUCAGCGAACAGUUAAAGAACAUGAAAGAGACUCAUGGCCGCGUAACUGGAAUAAUAAACGAACGAGCAUCAGCACUGCAAAAAAGUAUUGACGAAGCUGAAGAAGUGGCUGCACAUGUCGCUGAAGCCGUGCAGUUUAUGACUGACAUUCAACAAGAGUUGCAAGAUCUUAACAAACCUAUUGGCUCUCGAGUGGAGGAUGUUGAAGGAAUGCUUACUACGUACGAAAGAAUUCUAGAUGAUCUUAAAUCCAGCAAAGGAAAACUAUCGAACUUGCAAACGUCGAACGUUGGUGACUUGCAUGGUGUAGUGACACAACAGGAUGAUUUGAUUCGCGCACUCGAAGCGCAAAUAGCCAGAUUGCGUCAAUUACUACUACUUCGCCAGCAGUUUAUCGUCCUUAUUAACGAAAUCAUGACUUUUAUCACUAAAUAUACUGGUAUUGUGCGUGACAUCGAGCAAGGUGGCCAAACAACCGAAGAAAAGAUUAAAAAGUAUAAUGACGUCAUCCUUAAGAUACAAGAGUGCGAAGCUACGUUGGCAAGUGCAACCGACAAAGGACAACAGAUUGCGGCUGAUGGUUCAUCUGCCGAUAGAAAUAAUAUCACCGAGCAAUUGCAGUCUUUGAAACAACAACUACAGACACUGAGACGAGCUGUCGAGAAUCAACGUGAACAGCAUGAGCUUGCAGCUGCAGAACAUCGCCGAUUAGCUAACGAGCUUGCAGAUAUUCUCGAUUUCCUUGAGAGUAAAGAGAAGGAGGUAAAAACUCGACCGAUAUUAAAUAGAUACGCUGAAAGCGUCGAAAAUGAACUCAAAAAGCAUCAUGAACUUUGUAACUCGGUUAACGAAUAUCUCAAUAAAAUCAGAGAGUUGAAAGAGUCAGUUAAACAUGAAGAGGGUAUGCCGGGUUCUCUGAAAGAAAUGUUCAGCGAAGCAGUUUCACUGCUUUCUUCGUUGCCAAGAGAAAUGGAAGAGAGAGAAAAUUAUCUAGAAACUAAUAAACAAGUUAGAGUCGAUUAUGCAACGCUCACUGAAAAGUUCUACGACUGGGUAAAAGAGGCUGAAAUUCGUUUAGAAGGUGACAAGGAAGGACUUGACUUUGAAAAUAUUCUCAGUGAUUUGGAAGAGCACAAGAUAUACUUCAGCAGCGAAGCGUCGAUAAAGGAGCUCGUUUCCCAGCAAAUCCAGCAGGUUGCCGAUAAGAUCUGGCCGUCGUUGAGCGCAUCCGAGCAAGAGGAAUUGAGCGCCGAGCGUCAGCAGCACACGCAACUGCUGAAAAACACGCUAAACACCGCGAGAUCGCACCGUGCCCACCUCGAGCAGGGCGCCGAAAUGUGGCGCGAUUAUGCACAGACACUCGAGCGAGUCAGAGCGGCUAUUGCCAGAACUAGAUUCACCGACGAGCCGGUUACCACUCUUGCAGGCUUGCAGUUCAACAUUCAGAAGAUUACCCAUGCUCUUAACGAUAUUCAGAACCAACAAUUCGAACUCGAUUUGCUGAACGAACGUGGCAAAGAAGUACUCGAUCAAUCUGACGCUGUUAACAAAUCAAGAAUCGAGACUCAGCUCGAAGAAAUUAACAUUGAAUGGCGCGCAUUGGUUUCGGGCCUAGAAAGUCGGCGCGAUGCUCUAGAUGCUCUGUCCCGACACUGGGAGGAACUGGAAUCGAAAUAUUCGAGUACUGAGACAAAGCUUAAUGCAAUCGAGGAACGCAGCAAACUUGUUGAUACGGUGGUACGAUCAAAACAACACCUGCUGGAUACUAUCAAAGCUCUUGAUGAACUGACAUCCGAGGCGGAGAUACUUAAGUCGGAUGCAGAAGAGGUAAGAGAUUUGGCAGGACCUGUACUGUCGUAUCUGGCAGCACUAACAGAGCCCGCAGCAUGUGCUCUGAAGGAACGCAUCGAUAAACUGAGCCGAGCCGUCAACACACUCGUCAGCUUGCUCCACUCGAAAUCGGAAAGAUCGAACGAGGAGCUGCACGGCCUGCGCCUCGUCGAGGAGGAGAUAGAGGAGCAUCGCGUUCGACUCGAUUCGCUGUCAGAGCAGAUCCGCUCGUUACACGUGCACGCCGCUGAUCAGGGGACGAUCGAGCUCGAGCUCGGCGGAUUAGCGUCCAAACUCGACUCGGAGCACGAAGCCAUCAGGCGCUUUUCCGGUGACACUAAGGCGCGGUACCAAGCCAGCCAGCAGCUCGUGCCGAUCGACGCGGCCCAGCGACUCGCCGCCCUCGAGCUGCAGGCCGAAGACACUAGCCAGGCCAUGGAGGAAAAGCAGCGCGAACAGAAGCGCGCCAAAACACAGCGCACCGACUACCUCGCUGACGUCGACACUUUGCAAGCCUGGAUGCGCGAGGCUGAACUGAAGCUUCAGGACAGAUCAUGCGAGCCAGCCAAGAUGAUGGAGAACAUCAGGCAAAUACAAGGCGAAUUAGUUCCGAUGAGCGACAAACUAGAGCGACUCACAAAGAACGGCAAAAGUAUUAUAGACAAUACCAAAGACGACAAGGAGAAGGAGCUCAUCGGUGGAACCGUGACAAAUCUUACCGAGCAGCUCGCUCAGGUUAAGGUUUGGCUGGAGGAAAAGAAACAAUUAGUCGGUGAUACGCUGGAUGCCUGGCAGAGAUUCCUUACGCUGCUUGAGGCCGUCAAAGCCUGGACCACCGAAAAAAAACUUUUCCUCACAGAACCCCUUAAACUUAGUACACUUAAUCAAGCCAGGCAGAGGCUACACGAAUACGCGACUGCUGUAAAAAGCUGUAAGCAAGUAAACAAAAACCUAAGCGAUAUGGGUCGUGAAUUGGAGAAUAUCGGUCAAGUAACAAGCGUCGGUGAUUUGCCCCAAAGACUAACAGAAGCUGAAGAAACCAAAGUCGAAGUUGAAGGUCAACUUUUGGAACGGAAUGCGCUGCUGCAAGAAACGAGCGAAGAAUGGGAGCAGUGCGAGCGCAAGAUGAAGGACGUGAAGAGUUGGCUAGAAAAAUCUCGCCAAAGCUUGGAAUCACCACAGAACAAAAAGAAGCCACUUCGAGAUCAACAUGCGAUUCGCGAAAAGAUGCUCAGUGACGUGACAAUCCAGAAAACUAAAAUCCAAAUGAGUGUCGAAAAGUUGCAAGUACACUUUCGCUCUGGAAUUGGCGGUGACAAUCGUGUCGUUGAAUCCGCGGACGAGCUCAUUUCAGAACUCGAUGCUCACAAUGACAGCGUCAAAGAACAAACCGCUUCACUCGAAGUGUGUCUUGCUCAACUCGAUCAGUACCAGCAGGAAAUACAACAGCUUAGACAGCAAAUCGUACAAGUUGAACAGCAACUGAGGACCGUUCUGAGUCCGACGUACUUACCCAAUGACAGGGAAAAAGCAUUGAAAGAGCAACAGGCGUUGCGGAUGCAAUUGGAGGAAUGGCAGCAACGUGCACGGACUUUGGUAGAUCAGACUCAUGCAGUAGACCCUUACUACAUCCCUCCAAAUCCAGAAAAUGCAAACUUAUUGGUGGGUACUGCUUCCUAUGCUGACGUGACUGCGGGAAGAUCAAGAUCAAGUUCUCGCCAUACAAGUCCACAUAAAAAACUUAGAGAUGAUGCUUCUUCACCUGUGCAAAUUCUUCGACAAUCUCUUAUUAGAUCAGAAGUACCAUUAUCACAAUCGAAACCUUUAUCUAAAGACAGUGUAAAAAUUGAAGUCCAAGAACCAAUAAUAUGUCUAGAAAGCUUAAAUUUGAAAAAACGUCAAACGUUUAAAGAAAAUGUAGAGAAUAGAAGUAAUAUUGAAACAGAAAAGCCGAAAAACCAAGGGAAAUCAAGUUCGGGUUUACGUCGAGGUAGAUCACCAACAAAAAAAAUAUUAUCAAAAGAAUCUGUUCAAAGUGCUAAAUCAAAAAUUCAAGUAAAAGAAAAUGAUAACGCCGUAACUGCUUCUUUCGAAAAAAAUAUAGAUACUGUUACGCCCAUUCAGACGUUAUCUGUGCUUGAGCAAAAGCGUGGUAGAUCGCCUAGUCCCAUAUGGAUUCCUGGUUCGACUUCAUACGCUGAUAUUUUGAAAGGCCAGUCUUCAAGAGCAUCUUCUGAACCAGAUGAAAGGGUUGAUCAAAUGGUUCAUCUUAAAAUAAAAGAAUUACGUACAAUUGAGUCAAAAAUUUCCCCGGCACUAGACUGUCAAAAUCAAGACGAAAAUAGGAUGCCAACUUUAGUUUCUAACGAUAACAUACACGAAACAACCAAGGAAAGCCAAUCCUAUAAACAUGUAAGUUCUGCAACGACUGAUGAAAUCCUUUCUAGCUCUGAAAUUGAAAUAUCGAAUUGGGCCGAUCAACCAAUAGAAGAGUAUAGCAAUGUAAAUCAGAAUAUAGUGACCACGCCGCAAUCUGAAGUAUACAAUUACACACACCCUAUAUCUACAAUGACUGGGUUCAUUAAUGCUGAAAUAAAUCCUUACCCAGUUAAUUACAUAUAUAGUUCAACACAAGUUCCUGUCGAAAGUAUAGUUCCUGUCGAAAGUUUUAACACAAAUGAUCAAUAUACAGCAAAACAUUUUAUGGUACAGCAAGAAUAUACAGCAGCAAAUAUUUAUCAGCAGUCGCAAUCUGUACCUAAAGAAAGAAUUAAUAAUCCUUUUAUUCCGACGGAACCAAUCAAUUUACAAAUACAGAAUAUAUCUAGUACUCAGUCUGCAGAUUUAAUGGAACAUGAAACAUCACAAGAUCUUAUAUCCCAAAAAAUUUCUACAUGUUCAGUGGAAGCGUCGAAUGAUUGUCAGCCAGAAAACCUGAAUACGGAAAAAAAUACAAAUUUAAAUUUAAAAAAAGAUUCAAUAAAUCAACCCUCAUUCAAUGAAGCGAUUGAAACGAAAUUUGAACAAAUAGAAUCACGUGGAUCUUUUUUCUCGUAUGCACAAAUAUUAUCACAAGGCUUAUUACCACAAGUAAUUUUGCCAAUUUUUAAUAAUAAAUUAAAACCGCGCAAAGAACAUUCCCAAUCUCCUAACGCCGAGCCAAAAAUAUUUAUUAGGAGUGAUGAAUUAGAAAAGGGAAAAAAUGAACAUGAUGGUCAAGCUAGUAAUUAUGAUUCAAAAACAGAAUUAUGGGGUACAAUAAGAAAGAAAGAUCCUAAACGGAGACUUACAGCGGAAGAAAAUCUAACGAAAAACCGAGAAAAUAACAAAAAUGAAAAGAAACUCCCAGAUAAAAAUAAAUUCAUUUCAGUUAAACAAACCAAACCGAAUAUAGAACAAGCGGUUUCUGAGGAAACUAAAAAAGCGACCAAUAUGAAUAACGAACAUGAUGAAGCUGAAAAAAAUAUAUCUAUUAAUACUCAACAAAAGCCUCUUGACUCAACUUCCGGAAAUAACUCAGAAACUACAGAGAAAAGAAAAAAACAGAAAAAGAAAAAAAAUGAAUUACACGAAGAUGAAAUCGAUAAAGCUUUGAAAGAAAUUGAAGAUAUGGAUAAACAUAAACUCAAGAAUAUGAAAGAUAAACCUCAUAAGACUAUUAAUAAAUCACAAGUAGAAGUUGAAUCAAAAUUAAGUUUCGAAAGUAUUUCUGAUCUUGUCAAAAAACAUAAACCAAAAGAUGGAUCAGAUACAUUAUCCAGAAAACUAAAUAAAAAACGAGAUUUGAAUGUAGAUUACAAAACAGGUAUAUUCUCGCAAUCAAGCGAUAAAUCAACACUGAAUCCUCCAGAAGAUGCUAUAAAUUCUGAAAUAAUAAGUAAGGAAAAUUCAGAACAGAAAAUUAUAGAUCACAAUAAAACUAAAAACAAGGUAGACGAACGUGUAAAACCAGAUCAAAUUCAUGAUCACCAAUUGGGCAUUGAACAAAAAAUUAAAGAUAAAGAUGUAUCUCAAAACGAACUUACGAAGCUAGAGCAAGAUUUAAAAUUUACAUCUAAAGAGAAAUCCAAGACGAAGCAAAAAGGAGGUUUUAAUAAUAAAUCUCAUGAACUAAUAAAUAAACUUGACAUAAAAAGCGAUUCAAUGUUGAAUAACGAAGCCAUAUCUUAUUAUGAUUCAAAAAUUGAACAGCAGGAUAAGCAGUCUGAAGUCAUAAUUAAAGAUCAAACCAUUCCUAAUGCCAAAGUAAAAGAUCAACAGAUAUCAGAACUAAAUUCAACAGAUAAGAAUACAAUGAAAUCUCAAGAUUCGUUAAUCAAGCCAAAAAUAAUUGAAUCAAAAUCAGGAACUAAAAAUAAAGCAAAAAACAAACGAAAAGGUAAUCCUGAAGAUAAAUUUAAUUUAUCAACAAGUAACUCUGACAUAGAAAUGGAUAGAGGACUAGGUUAUGAUGAAACUUUUAAAUCCAAACCAAGAAAUGAUAUGCAUAAUAAACCAAUGGAAACUACGACUAAACCUAUAUCUUCACAUUUGGAAAUUGAAAUAAAAAGCAAAAAUGUCGCAAAAUCUCAUAUUACACAAGAUGAGGCCAAGGAUAAAACUGUAUCAAACACCAAAACUGAAGAUGAAGUCGAGCUCAACCAACAAUAUGAUCCUCUUGAUGGAUCUUAUAAAUCAACCAGUACAUCUAGUUCAGAAUGUGUCACAAAUUUAACUUAUGAAGUUGAACGUAAAUUAAAAACAACAAUACAAAAUCCAAUUAAAUCUUCUAAAACCAUAACCAAAUCUAAAUUAAUUGAUGGCGAAAAGGUACCAUGGAUGUCAGAAAACAAGAAUACAAUCAGCUCUAAGCAUAUGUUGAAUAAACUUGAAAAAGUUGAGGUGAAAUCAAGUACUGAAAGGAAAAAUAAAAUUGAACAGGAAGAUGAAAUUAAGGAACUAUCUGAUAUGUUUGACAUAGAAUCUUCGUCCGAACAUCACUUAAAGUGUGAAGCGAAAUCAAAAAUUGAGCAACAGAAUAAAAAUUUGAAUAAGUCCACUGAACUUGAAAUAACUGAGAGUCCCAAACAGAAAAACAUAGAACUGAAAGAGGAAACUAAGAGCACAAUCACUUUUCAAGAUUCACUGAAUAAAUUUGAAGAUAUUCAACUGAAACCAAACACUGAAGAAAAAUCUAAAUCCAAACGAAAAAAAAGCCGGCAGAAUAAAUCUUAUUUAUCGAAAAAUGAAGUUGAUAAUAAAACAAAAUCGGAAUCAGAAUUAAAAAGCGAACAGUCUAAUAAAAAUUAUGAAAUUACAGAAAAAUCUGAAGUAGUUGUUAAUCUCAAAUUAGAUGAUCAGAAAAAAUCAGAAUCAAAAACAAAAAGUGAAUGUCAGGAUACACUCCAAGGUAGAUUGGACAGUAUCAAGGAAACGUUACCAUUGGAAUCAGAUACUGAAAAAAUAUCCGAGAUCAAACAACGAAAAAACCCCCAAGAUUUACCUUAUGAGUUAGUAAGUGAUGAUUUUUCAAGAGUUGAUGCAAAGUUGAAAAAUCAUACAACUUUCGAACGAAAAUCAAAAGUUGAAUCACCAAAAUCUAAUUAUGAAACUAUAACUAAACCUGAAAUAAUUUGUAAUUUUCAAUCUAAUAUAAGUACAGUGACUGAUAGUACACAAUCAACCCAAGAACUAAUAUCUGAAUCGGAAGAAAAAAUGCAAAAAAUAGAUCAGGUCUGUGUACCAAAAAUGAUUUCUAUAAACAAAAAUUUGCCACAUGGUACUCCAAAAAAAAUAUUAAAGAAUACAAAAAAAGCAACAGAAAAAAUUAACAAGGACAAGAAAUUAUUAGAAUUUCCAAAUGUCAUACAAAUCGAUAAUGAAAAGGACAAUUUAGAUCAAAAUACAAAAGAAAUUAAAGAACUAUCGAAAGAAAUAGAAAGCGCUGAACAAGCGCAAUUACAAAAAUUGCAUACUGGAUCGGCAUCAAUUAAAGUAAAUAAAAGACAGCCGGCAGAUAAAAUAUCUACACAAUCGAAUCAAGUAGUUACUUCCUUUUAUAAUAAACUUCAAGAAGAAUUAAUUUUUGACCAAACUGAACUAGAAAAGCCUGAAAAGUCAUUGACUUAUAAAAUAUCAGAUGAUUCAAUAAUUUCUGAAAAUAUAGUAUUGGAUGAAUUAGAACAAGGAGAGAAUAAAAAAUUAGAAAUAUCAGAGUUAAUAACUAAAGAGAUUUUUGAUGAAAAAAAAACCAUAGAUAUUGUAAAAAAUAAAAAAGAAAUCGUUUUAAAUGUUGACAAAGCUCUUAAUCUGCAACCAGCUUGUACUGAAGAAAAAGUGGUUCCAUCUAUUGCUCCUGACGAAUUCGAGAAAAAUAUAGAAAGUGCAACAACUGUUACUUUCGAGAAACCAGCUAUAUCAUUAGAAACUUUCCUGGAAAAUGAAGAAGUACCUUUAUUCGGGAGUGUGCAAAAUAGAAAAAAAAUAGGAAAAUCCGAUGUUGACGCGAGUAUUUUCGAAAGUUCUUGUUUCGAUCAGCAAAAUCCAAUAAUUCAAUGUUCUCAUAUCGAAAGUCAAUCCGAUCAAGAUGAAUCUUGUCAAAUAAAGUUAAAUACACCAGUGACUGUUGAGAAAAUCGCAGUAAAAAAUGAAAUUACUGAAUUCGAUAACAACAAACAACUAUCAUCAACAUUUUUAAGUAAACCAUAUCUUUGUGAAACAAUUAAAGCAUAUCAAAUUGAUUACCAUUCUCAUGCCCAAGCAGAAACAGACUUGCAUUGUUUAUAUAACAUUGAAAAAACUUUCCAAGAACAACAAACAUCAAGUAUCCAUGGCAAUAUAGAGAGAGAUACAAGUAUAGAAAGAAUCGUGCAACAAUCAAAAAUGAAAAUUCCAUCGAUUAGUGAAAAACCUAAUCAUAAAAAUGCAAUAAAAUAUGACUCAAAAAGUGACCAAAUACCCACGAAUAAAUUAAACGAAGAAAUGGAUGAAAAUAUGAAACCUGGGAUUAGAGUAUGUCAAUCUAAUUCGAUUGAGUCUACCAUACCGGUGACAGAUUCAGUUUCUCAAUCUGAUACAAAGGAAAUUCAACAAAUACAUUUAAAAACAGAUGACUCGUGGAUGGAUUUCCUAAAUGAACUUUUCUCAAUAGAUGAGGAUGUAGAAGAAACAUUUCCAGCGCCGAGCGACAUCAAUAAAGGGGAAACCAUCACUCCAACAAAUAAUGAUAAAAUUACAAAAACCGCACCAAUUACGGACGAGACAUCGAUAACACAGAAUAAUGAUAAACAGUCUUGUCAAAAGAUCGAUGACAAAGCUUCAACUGAUGAAACAAAAAGUGAUGAUACUUUACAAAAUAAAAAAAUCUUAUCUAAAAUAUAUAAUGUUAAAGACAUAGAACUUAACGAAAAAGAUACCACAAAUGUUGAUAUCCAAGACCUAGAACAAAAUAUACCGAUGAAUACAAACACUGAAUGCAAUAAAUUAAUAGAUAUUUCUCAUUUAUGUCAAAAAUAUAAAGAAGAGAUGAUUAGUAAAUGUAUGUCUAAAAAGCAAACAGACAGCGAUUCAGAUUCAUCCGAUACGCCAACCAAAGGACAAACACCUGUAUUGUCAGAUGAUGAAGAUUAUUUGCCUAAUGAAGACGAAUUUAAGGACGUUAAAUUUCUUAAAGGAAAAGAAAAACUUACUCCAGAGUUCAUUGCAGAAUUCAUUGAAAAUCAUCCUUGGAAUGUUGAUCUUACUCCUGAAGAACAAGAAGAGUAUGACUUUAUAAUGCAAAAUGAGACCUUACUUUUAAAUAUACCUCAUUUUGAAAAACGACAAUGGCUUUUAGAUUCUGAGAAAGCAGAAGAGAAACGGUUAAGACGAUAUUACGAUCGGUACAAGCAAUUAAUAAAAGAAGAAUUUGAACAAGAAAAAAUUGAGGACGCUGAAUUCGUUAAGAUGCUAACAGAAUUUGAAAAACAACAAGAGGAAAAAAGACGGAAUGAAAACCCACAUACAAGUGGUAAUUCCAGUUCAAAUUCAGGUGAAAUGACAAUGCAAUUGAAUCAACAAGAGAACUCUGGAAUGUCAAGUGUGAAAAGUGAAGACUUGGACGAAAAAGUGGAAAUUAAAAAGAAGUGUAAAAAAUUGUUAACAAAUGAAGAAGAAAGCUUGAGCAAGUCACAAGAUGACAUCAGUGGUGAACAUUUUUUGCAAACUUCUUCUAUUUUAAUUAAGGAAAAUGUUCCAAAAGCAAAAUCAGGUGGAAAUAUUCAAAAGCCAGAAAAUAUAAAAUCUGCAGAUAUAAUCAAACCUACAAUUAGAAAUUCAAAACAACGUAAAGUAAACAAAAAGGAAUCAAGUAAUAAAGAAUCAUCAAAAAAUAAAAAUAAAGAAUUAGCUGAAAUAAAAAGUGAUACGCAGCAUAUUUUAAGUGAAAAUUCAUCAAAAAUAAAGGAUGAAAUAGAAGUUACCAGAGAGGAUAAAGAAAAGAAAGAUAAUCAAGUAGCAGAAGAAGGUAACCAUAAAAAUGUAGAGAAAAAAAUUGAAGUAUCAAUGAAUAAAAAUAAAAAAUCCAAAAAACAAUCAAAUACAUGUAAGCAAAAAGUUGGAAUACAAAUGAUUGAGAAUAUUGAAAAGUGCAUGUCAGGUGACGACAAAAACAUUUUAAGUUCUGAUCCAAAGACAGAUAAAGAUGAAAAUUUACAAAGUAAGAUCAGCCAAACAAUGCUAAUUAAAUGUGAAAAAACAUCUCAAUGUAUAGGUCAUGAAAUCAAUGAGGAGGCAGAAAUAGUUGCUUUACCUGUAAUGAAUAUACCACAAGUUCCAGUGUCUACUUCUGAAAUUGAAGAUUCGGAUAUUAAAAAUUCUUAUUCGACUCCAUAUGAUGAGGUAUCAGCAAAACCAAGCUCUAAAUCCAAAGAUCUAUUAUCGAUUGAACAGAUUAACGAGCUAACGGCUCAAAAUGAUAAGCAAACUAAAGAACAGCAAACUUGUCCUCAAAUGCAAAUUAUUUCUGAUGAUGCAAUUGAGCCAACAGAAAAUGUAAUUCAUAUUAAUGAUGAAGAUUCGACAGAAUUUGUUAACAGAAAAGAUCUACGUAAUCGUCGUUCGCGAUCUCGUUCAAAAAGCUCAUGCAGAUCUGAUAUUCAUGACCCAAAUAAAACUGAAAAAAUAAAUGAUAAUGCAACAAAGAAAAAAAAUGAAAUUAAAGAAAGCGAUAAGAAAGAAAUCGAAUCUACAGAAGAAUCGCCUGAAUUAUCUAAUUUAGUAAAUAAUACAAAAAAUAGAAAAAAGUCUAAAAAUAAUAAAAAUAAGAGUUCUAAUAAAUCUAUGACUUUAGAAAACGAAAUACAAGAUUUGGCCGACGUAUUAUUGCAAUCGUCAAGUGAUCAAUGUUCAACUCUGAAAUUGAAAAAAAAUGAGCACAAUGAUAAUUCAGAAAACAGCGAUUUAAAAAAUACUGAAUUAUUAACUAAAAACAGUACUACUAAUCAAAAUAAUCAACAAGAACAGGACACAGAUACGACAGAUUUAUUAAAAGUUGAAGAACUUAAAACUGGUCAGUCAGCAGAUAAAAAAAAAGAUAAUUCUGAUGAACUAUCACGUUUAUGUUUAAUUUCAAAGAAAGCACCAACAAAAAAUAAAAAUAGAAAAAAACAACGCAUAGAGGAUGAUAAAAAUACACGUGCAAUCGAUAAUAAAUUAUUAAAUUCAGUAAUAAGUAACGAAAAAGAAACAGGGUUGCUUAGUACUCCAUUGGAGAAAAUUUCUAAGGAAGAAUCUUGCGAAAAAGAAGGAAGAAAAAAUAAAAAAAUUACAGAUUCCAUAGACUCAACUCAGCCAUUGCCAAAACAUAACAAUGAAGAAUCCACUUUCCAGGAAAAAAAAGUAUCAUUAAAUAUCUGUCAUAACAACCCGUUGAUAGAAAAUAAUAAAAAUAUUAAAGAUAAAGAAUCUUCCGUUGCGAGCGAAUCAAAAGAAAAAGCUGAAAAACUAACCGACAAUAUAGCUACAAUUAAAAUAGAUAGUGUUGUUGCAAAGGAUUAUAUUAAUACGAAUAAUGAUAAUGAAGAUCUAUGUAACAGAAACCAAAAAGAAAUAAACGAAGAAGUUAUAAUGAAUCAAGGGAUUAUGAAGAACAGCGAAGAAUAUGUAAUUUCAAAGACUAAUGAAAAUGUGUGCAACUCAGAGCCAAUUUCAAUAUCGAUUCUGGAUAAAAAGGCUGAAGAAAACAAAUCUGAAACAUUAGUCACAAUGAGUAAUAACAUGGUAGAAGACAUAAAAAAUAUCAAUAAACAUCAGCUAACUUUAUCAGAAACACAAUCAUUCUCAAGUACUGAUGAAGCUGACUUACCUAAAUCAUCAAAAGUUACAUUUUAUAUAGAUGAUGAAAUGGUUGUUGUGUCACAAAAUAAACAAAAACAGAAUAUUCCAGAAGAAGUUAUUACUGAUACUUUUGAAAAAGAUAAUCUUGAGCCAUCGCCAUCGUGGAUCACAUGUAUUUCAAAAGACACUGGAUUAUGGUGGGACAAGCACACAUAUCACGCAGCGGAAUGCAAAUAUUUUGAAAAUCUAGCUUCUGAAAAGAAAAAUAAAAAAGUUCUUUCUAUAUCUUCUGAUAAAGAUUCCAAUAAUAAAGAUGAUCCUAGCGAUGGAAGUUCGGGAAGUGAUGGUCAGUCAGAUGAGUUUUCAGGCUCGCAAUCUUCUAAUAAUAGAACUCCAAAAACUGAACGUUUAAUAGCAGAUUUACCGGGUGGUUUAGGUAGUUGGAGUGAUGAUAGUACUUACUUAGCACUUGAAAAAGAUGUGAUUAUUGAUGACGAACAUAAAGUAAUUUCAAUGGAUGCUAAAUUGCCGAAAGUUGUUGAUCCUAAUCCCCUUCCUUUUGUUUCAUACGUUCAUAAACCAUUGUCCUACCCAGAAUCCAAUAUGAAUUUAGGUGACAAGUCAAGCAGUUCCAUUCAGGUACAGGAUAAUAUUGAAGAAAGCGGUACUUCUGAUCCAGCUGUGAAGAUACAGCAGAGCAGUUUUACUGAUUUGACCAUGAAGGAAAAAAUGAAACAUGAUCUUGAUGAUUUGCAAUUAGUACUAGCCCAACUUGAAGGAGCUUUGAGAACUGUACCGCGAGAAAAUCUACAAACAAUGAUUAGUGCUCUUUCGACGAUACUGGCAGAUUUAAGAUAUUACAAUCAAGAAGCUAAUCGAAUCGAACAUGAAAUUAAUAUGGUUCCUGAAGAUGCUGAAACAAAAAAAUUACAAACUUCUGUUCUUGAAAUUGGAAAAAAUCUUGUACGUCUGAUAUCUCAAGCUGAACAAGGUCAAUCUACUUUAGAACAAGCUCGCGAAGAGCAAGAAAGAAGAAAGCAAGAAAUAAAAAUUUACAAACAAUGCCUUGAUGAAACUGAAGCUUGGAUCAGACACGUAACUCUUGCCAUAGUUGAUCAAACUAAUACUCCUAACUACAUGGUCUUACGGGAAGAAAUAUCAUUUCGCCUACAGAGAUUAAUUGAAUUAGAAUCAUUGGAAGAAGUUUCCGAACUAGCGGUAAACUUAAAAGAAGCUUUACAAGAAUUGGAUCGUCGUUUAAUACAGGAGCAGCAGCUGGCGGUCAACGAAAAUGAGCCGUUGACUCAGAUCGCAACGACGAGUGGUGUCGACGCCACGCUAGAUCGAGCAUCGUCUGUUCAAUCUCUUCGCGACGAUUCAUCGCCGUCACUGGCUGAUGUCUCUUUACAAACUGGACAAAGUUUAAUUCAAAGUAUCAUUAAAGAACAACCAAAACCAGUAAUUUCGAGCAAGCAAACAUCAACGGACCUACUGCCAAUAUCUACGGCUUGUCAAACUUCUGAGAACAACAGUAUUCCAAUAAAUAUAGGAUUAUUGGAUAAUCAGCAAAUUCAAGAAACAAUAAAGGUUUUAAAAAGCACAGACGGUAAACAUGAUGUCAUAGAAAUAGCGACGAAAAAUAUUUCAUCUUUGGGCGGUCUAGAGCAAGGGCGACGUGAUCCGCAAACUGGAAAUUCAGAAGACAUCGUUGUCGACAUGAAAUACUUAGACGCACAAAAGCAAGAAAACGUCACCUCAGAACUAAAUAUACAACACGCUGCUCCUCAGUCGUUUGAAACAGUACUCGUAGAGCCAGAUGAUGUUACAACAGAAGUUGUUGUGGAUAGUGAUGGAACCAAGAGAAUUAUUGUACGAAAGCUUCGUAGAACACUUGUUACUAGUAGACAGACGACGCAGCAACAUCUUUCGCAAUUAUCAACAUCGGUAGGUGAUAAUCCUCCUGUGGUCCAAGCUUUUUCUGAAGCCACUAUGAGAGGGCAGCAAGUCACUGUCACUAGAACUAAACCAGAUGGUUCCGUCGAGAUGGCCAUAAAACAAUCUUACGGUGGAAAAGUGAUGACCGGUACACCUGGCGAACAGUUAAACGUUGAAGAAUAUGAAAGUACUCCACAAUUCACUCAAAGAGUGAUACGUGAUGGUGAUAUGAAAGAUUUGACUUUAAAACCAGCAGAUAUUGAUAAAGCCCUCGUCGCAGGUUCUGAUUAUCAUACUAAGACAUCAACAGUACAUGCAGUAGUUCAACAAGUUACAAGGAAAGUCAUUCGAAAAACUCGACGCAUUAUUCGCAAGGUCACUAUUAUCGAUGGUAAAGAAGUAACUAGUGAAGAAGUAGUAGAAGAACCAGAAGAAGUCGAAAUUGACGAGCAAGGUAUACCCCAUAUUAGUAUUAAUGUUGUAAAGAGCGAAGAUCAAGGAGUUUUUGAAACCAGAGACGAAUCAGAACCACAAACUGCAAACAUAGACAUUGUCGAUGAAGUUCCUAAAAGUGAAGUGUUAACUCAAUUUACAGAACCACGAAUUACACAAAUACCAGUAGUUAUCGAAACACCUCAGGUUGAUGUUUUGAGUCAACAAAUCCCUUUUUCUCAGUCUGGCGAAUUGAAAUUAGAAGAUGAAAAAUUACGAAUUACUGAUCAAUCUGCUACAAAACUAAAUAUCACUGAAAAGGAGAAAUUAUCAAAAUCGAAGCAAAAAAAAUUAAAGCAAAGUUCAUCAACUUCAGAAGAUUCUCUUGCAUCUGAUAAAACAUACACCAUUGAAGAAAAACCUCAAAUACAAAGUAAUGAACAAUCUAAAAUUGAAACAAAUUUGAUGACUGGUUCUAAAGAGUUCAAUGAGUUAAAGAUUGAUAACGAUAAAGCCAAACCUAUCUUUAAAGAAAAACACGAAUUUGAGUGUAUGCCAAUCGAGGCACCUCACGAUGAAUCAGUUGAGUCAACCGCCCAGGAUAUAUCUUCAUUAGAGUCAACAACAAUUGAGGAUAUUCCACCAUUCACUAAAGCUAGUUGUAAGUUUGAAGAUACACCGGUAGGAACAUCUUUUGAAACACAUCGUAUUGAACUAGCGUUUGGCACAGUAGAAGUAGAACCGCACACAGAUGUUACCGAUAAGCGCACAGUAGAUGUUGAUGAAUCACUUUCAGUGGUUACCGAUAUUCUACAGAAAGAAAGAGGAUUGAAAGUUAAGGAUAUUGAUAAUACGAUCUCAGAUACCAAGGUAGUCAAAGAUCUUGAAACAUUAGCAAAAAAUAUGGAAAAACCUUACAUCGAAAAAGAAGACAUAAAAUUGUCUCAGUCGAAAAUAAUAAUUGAAGAAGCAUCGACAAAAUCUCAGCAAGAUGGUUUCCAAUCAGGUGCGUUAACUGAUCAAAAUAUUCAGAAAAUUGACAUCGUACUAUCUAUAAAAGAUCAAGAAGCGGGCGAUAAAAAAGGACCAUCAGUAUCUGUGGAAUCAUAUAUUGAAGGACCAGAAGACAGCUUACUUCGUGUUUCUGAAGAAAAGAUAAAUAUCUCACUACCAGCUGAUACUGAAGAUAUAAAAAUCAUUGACAGCAAAACUGUUGGAACAAAUGUAAUAGAACAAAAACAUAAAGAGAAGAUAAUAGAAACUGACAGCGACAAAUUAGCUCAAUCUCCUGAUAUUAGUGGAAAUGAUGCCCCCAUGGGUCGCAAAAUAAAAAAAAAGAAAAAACAUAGAGAUAAAAUAAAACAUCAUAAACAAAGCGAUGAAGAAUCUAGUAGCUCCGCAGUAACAACAACUUUAGCAGAAUCUAUUGAAAUAGAUAUAUCACAUAGUGAUUCAUCAAAACACACAACAGAAAAACCAGAGCCAGAUAUUUAUGAAGUUACAGAGUCAUCUGAUAAUUUUUCAUCGCCAAAGAACGACGUGUUUGAAGGUGAUGGUUAUGAAGCAGAUCAGAGAACAACAGUUGAAGAAAUGCAUCACGAAACUGAAAAUUCUGGUAAAAGAAAAAAGAAGAAGAAAAAGAAGCAAAAAGAUCGCACUAUGACAGAGGAAGAUACUGAAGUUUCAAAAAUGAGCGGCGAUGAACUAGAAUUUACAGAUGGAAUGGAGGUAAACAAAAGUGAAGAUUCUAAAGUUUCCAAAAAACCAUCUAAAAAACGUAAGAAAAAAAAGAGUGAUGUUCAAGUAAUUGAAAGUGAUGAAGCUUUAGCUGAAUCGAGCGACGUAAUUAUGCAUGAAGCAAAUACACAAACAAUAGUCAAAAUGUGUGACGUAUCAGUUGGCGAAAUGGUGCCAGAAAUUAAAGAAUUAGUGACUUAUAACGAAACGGUCCCAGAAUUAGAAAAAUUCAAUAAAAUGGAAUGUGAAGCACAAGUAUUGAAAACUGAUAAAAUCCACACUGAAAUUCAAACAUCUCCAAGACACGGCCUCGACACUGGUUUACAAAUUUGUUUAGAUGUGAAGCCAGAUAUAGAAGAUUCCUUUACACAUCCUAAAACACCUGAUAUACUUCUUACUGGUGAAAUUGCUCUUCAAACUACACCAAGAGAAGAAGCACCAUCUACUCCUAUCCCUCCCAUACCUUCCUGCGAAGCAGACACACAAACUAUAAUUAAUGUGAAAAAUUUAGAAGUUCAAACAUCACCUACUGAUUUCAAUUUAGUAACAGAAGAAACUGAAGUUCAAAUUCCGCAACAACUUUUGACGAACGUAGAACAAAAAACAACGCCACCCCAGUCAUAUGAAAAAACAUUAGAAGAAAUAGCAAUUCAAACCGAAAAUUAUGAACCAUCUGCUAUCAAAGAUCAAGUCGAACAAAGUAGUAAAGCCACCUCGCCAGAAAUUCUUCAUGUAGAAAACGCUGAUGUACAAGCACAUUUAAUUGACGAGAUACCAUGUCAAACUAUUGAAACUCAAACUACAUCAAAAGCUAUUUUGGAAACACAUGAAAUGGAAAUACAAACAGCUACUUUUACGCCAGUCGAAACUACAGUACAAACUAGUCCUACUGAAAGUUUAGACUUAUUAAAUGCAGAGCAAAAUAUUGGAAAGCCAAAAGUCCUUCUUGAAGGAGAAUCUCAGACGAGUACUCCAGAACACAUAGCAACGUCAGAGUUGUCAAUUCAAACUAAAUCAGAAGAAAUUGUACCAACUGUUGAAGAAUGUAUUCAAAUUAUACCUGAAACCUUGGACAUAAGUUCUCAAACUAUCAAGGUAGAUUUCACUGAUGAAAAAAUCAGCGUAGAAAAAUCAGAGACUAAAUUACCAAUCGAUUCCUUAUUACGUACGGACAUCGAACAGAAACUAACUUUGAAUAAAGAUUCUAACUAUGCUGAAGAAAAAAAAUUAACUGAAGUCAAAAUUGACGUUGCAGAAAAUCUGGAAGAACUAUGUAUCACAAAAGAUAUUUCUGACCUUCGUGAACAAAAAGAAGUUCAGUCAAUUACUGCUUUAGACUCUGUACAACUGCAGCAUCCGCCAGACAUAAGUAUAAUAGUAACAGAAGUUGACGACAAACCAACUGCAGAUCUUCAUGUGAAAGAAGUUCCAAUCGAUCAAAAAAAGUUUAAAAUAAAUGAAGAAUUGCAAAAACAACCUUUGAAAGAAGAAUCUGCACAAUUGAUAUUGGUAGAAAAGAAACAAGAGCCAGAAACUGUAAUAUCUUCACCAGAUAUAAGUUCUACGCCCGAAUCGUUAUUUGAAAUUCAAAUCAAAGCCACUGUAGAAGUAUGUGGUAGUACUACUCCUGAUUCAACGUCUCAAGAUAUAACGAUAACGGAUGAACAGAGCGAAGAAAAAUCAUCAAAAAGUCAACGCCAAAAAAGAAAGAGACAGAGAAAUAGAACUGUUGAGAUUCGUGAACCGAUUCAAACAGAAGAGUUACCUCAUUUCACCUCUGUAUUUGAACAAUCUACAACUACACCCAAUGAAGACAAAUCUUUUGAAAUUUCUUAUUCUAACGUAGUAAAAUCAAAAAUACAAACGUCUUCAGAUAUAUCACCUGAAGUAUACGAAGAACCUUCAAUAAUAUCAAUAGAUUCUAAUGAAAAUUCAUCAAUAAUUUCUGAACCAUACGAAGAUCAAAGUAAACAAAGUCUAGAACCAUCAGUUCCACUUCAGAAAGGUGUUCACUUAUUAAAUCAAGUAACAAGUGAUUUCUUAGCAAAAGAAAUUCAAAGCUCAAAACUGUCCCAAAUUGGUAUUGAACAAAAAAUUCAAGCUACCAAGCUUAUGCUUGAAAAAGUUAAAGUUUCUCACAAGCCUUCACAUUUUUCAAAUCUUCUACAUAUAUCGACCUUGACUGCUACCUCUAAAAAAUCUUUUGAAGAUAAAGCAUCUGGUAUACAGAAAGACUUAUCAACAUUAAGAAAUGCUGCGGAAGAACAGAACGUUAUAGUUAUCACAGAAACAUUUAUUACAGUAAUAGAGACGAUAUCCACGUGGCUAGAAACUAUAGAAUCCAGAAUUUUCCUAGGACGAGAAUGCCCCAGUGGAGCAACUCCUGACGACACGCGAAAUUUUGUUGAGCUUCGAGAUGAAGUCAAUUAUGUUGAAGAGAAUAUUAAAGAGUUAGACAAAGUUUGGAAUGGUAUAGAACAUAUUAUACCUGAACAAGAGCGUGAAAAAUUGAAAGAAUGUGUCAAAGCAUUAGAAUGUCAAGCUAAAGCAAUAGAAGAAGUAGCAAAAGAUGGAGAAAGCCACGUAAUAUUAGAAAUGGCAAGAUGGAAUGAAUUCCUAAAUAAAGUUAAUGACAUCGCUGAGCUUAUAAACGAACAAAGAUCACAAUUGAGUGCAUUAAUAAAUAGCGAAAUUCCAACUGUUAAAAAACUUGAAGGAUUAGAUAAAAUAGAUAAUUCAAAUAAAGAUUUGAUAUUGAAAGCAACUAAUUUAUAUGCUGAAGCAAAACGUUUUUUGCAAGAAUACCCUGGAAAAGAAAUCCCUCAGCAACUCUUUUUAACCGAAGAAAUGAUAGCUUUGAUAGAACAUGAAAUUUGUGUCGAAAGAGAAAAGCUUUUGGAAAUGCUAGAAUUAGCUAGUGAUUAUGAGCAAACCCUUCAUGAAUUUUCGCAAAUUACUAAAGUUGCGGAAAACCUUCUGAAUUGUCCUAUUUCUGUAACAUGCUUACAACACUUACAAGAUGAAAUGCAAAAGCACAGAAAGUUUUUUGUUAAUCUGAAUCAUUGUAGAGCAAUUUUGGAAUCAUUAGAGAAUAAUUUAGAUUCUGAAACAAAGGAGAAAUAUUAUGAGCUACACGAAGAAUUGCAUAACAAGGCUGUUUCACUGUUGGAUCAAGCAGCAUCAAAAGCUCAACAAAUGUCACUUGCCGCUUCAAGAUGGGUGGUCUUAGAACAAGGAAUCAAGGAGGAGAAAGGAUGGUUGCAAGUUGCACAUCAACGGGUUCCAGAUAUACAAAAUGUUACUUCUACCGAAUAUGAACAGUAUAUUUCACUUUAUCAGAAUUUGUCAUUGGACAUUGCAAAGCAUCAUGGUCGAUUACUUCAACUGCUAGAACUAGCCCGAAAUAUUGAGAACCUUAUUAACAUCGAAGAUCCAGAUAAUCGUUAUGUAGAAGCACUCGAUACGAUUGUUAAACUUCAAGAAAACGUCGAUUUAUCUUUAAAACGAUUAUUGGCAUUUCGCGACAGCUGGAGUAAUCAGGAGAUGUUGGUUAACAGACUUGAAAAUUGGAUGACCCGAGCCGAAAGAGAACUUGUCACAGUUAACGACCCUACUGGUGGACACAUGAGACGAUUUUGGGAAUUAAGAGCUCAGUACGAAGUUCACAAUAAUAUGCGCAACGAAGCGGAUCAUUGCUUUGAACAAGCCCUUCGAAUUGUACCACUGUCCGAUGAAAUUUUGCAACGGCAAUUCCAUGAACAAAUGCAGAAACGCUGGAACAACGUGUCAGACAAAAUCAAGCGCAUACAAGACGCUGUACGCAGCACGAUAUCAUCCGAGGAUGUUCCAGUAAACGAAAAGCUAAACAUUCUCGAACGUGAAUUACAUGAACUUAGAUUGACUAUCGACGAAUUCCACGGAGUCAUGAAAACUGAAGAGGAGCUUGAACUUUAUGCCGAACGACUCUCAGUUUUAUUCGAGAGAGUAUGCAUUAUUCAGGACGAAUUAGGAAGACUAGGCCUACUUCCAGCUGCCGAGAGCGAACGCGUGGGCAUUCUAUUGUCGAUGGCACGUCGUUUGGAGGGUAUGAUCAGCGAGGAAUUAGAUGCGGCUCAGGUGGUUCGCGAACAUCUCAAGAGCCUCAAGCGUGGCAUCACUCGAGUUCAGAAAGCUCAUCAGCGGCACGCACUUGUUCUUGUCCAGUGCGAGGGUAACGAACAUCAGGCUAGUGACAUCAUCGCAGCUGCAGUCGAACAAUGUCAAACGGUUGGCGACGAAUUGGGUCAACUUUGGCAAGAUAUUAUGGGCCUGCGGCAGCUUUUGCACACCCUCCCAAUCAGGAUGCGUGUCUCGAUGUCGCCUGUUGGCGUUGAGCGAGAUGUCGCAAAAUUACAGGAUACUCACGAGGUUUUAGAAUCGAGAUGCGCAAAGCUGCUCGGUUUGCUCAGAAGUAGAUUGAAUCUCUGGAGGAGAUUUGAAAAACAACUUGAAAAGGUACAGCAAUCCGUGCAAGAAACGGAUUAUAUGAUGGAACUCCUCACGGUCCAAGGUAGCGUGGACUACGAGAGAUUACUCAAAGCUACUGAGCGACUCGAGGGCCUGAAUGGCGAGUUCGUAGCUCGGGAAGUACUGAUAAGCGAGCUAAGAUCGGCAGCGGAGCCAUUGCGUGAGACUUGCGCCGCGGAGGUGAGCGAGCGCGUGGACGCGGUAGUAAAUGAGGCUGUGCAAGCUUGGGAGGACACGCGCACCGAGCUCGGCGCCCUGUGCACCAAGUAUCAGCACGCGGUCAGGCUCUGGCACCAAUACCGCGACUCGAGUGCCGCGGUUAAAGCUUGGGUUGACACUCAAAUGGGAAGCGUUGCCAAUCUACCACCGGAGGAAGCCCUUAAGCAGGUCAAGGUCUGCGAGGACACGCUGGCUGAGCACAAAGAGCGUUUAGCUGAGCUGCGUGACCUGGUCGCCCAGAUCGCAUCGGACGUUGGUUUGGACGCGGGUGGUCCUUUGCAAACGGAAGUCGAAGCACUGGGUCGUAGAUUGGAGGAUGUUCGCGAGACAUUGUCGAGCCUCGCCGAUACUGCGGACGCGCGUGCUCUAAGCCAGGAGCUUGCGCGCAACGAUCUCUGCCAGACCAAAAACUUCCUCGAGUCUGUCAAUGAGAGUAUAACAACGGUAGGCCAAGGCGAAUCGAAGGAACAGUUGGAUCUACUUCGUAACCAUCUUGUCGCCUUGACGCGCACAGAGCCGCAAUUGCAGUCGAUCAAGGAGCGUGCCCUCGAGAUAUCAUCGGUCCGCGAUCCGACGAUCGUCGAAGUAUUACAACUCUGGCAACGCCUCUUCCGCGAGACUUUCCAACAGUAUCAUCGUCUUUCGGCUCGCCUGGUACGCUCGCAAGAUGUAGCCGCAGCGCUUCGAUUGUGGCAAGAAUAUCUCGGCCACGUGCAAGAGUUUCUGUCGAGCAACGUCCCCGCCGACUACAACGGUCUCGCCGAGCAUCGUAAUCUCUGCGAGGUUCACAAGAACCUGCUGACAGACCAGCGAAAUCUCAUUCAGAUGGUGCGUAGCGAGGAGGGUCGUGACAUCUCCGUCAACGAACAGUUCAACGCUCUGACCAAUCUGCACAACGAGAGUUUGGCGCGAAUCAUGGAACGGCACGCUGCAGUCAGAGAUAGGCUAGCUGCCUGGGAGAAGUACAGGUUAGAUCAAAGUAAGCUGCUCGCGUGGCUGAAGGACAUCGACACUGAGCGUGGUCGACUGCAGCUGCGUUUCAUUCACGCGCGACGAGUCGACAAGAUCCUGCAGAAGAUUGAAGUUCUGAUCGACAGAUUACCCAACGGAGAGUCGCAGGCCGACGCUUUGCAGCGACAGCAAGAGACUUUACUCUCAAACUGCGACGAGGCUCUUGCCGUCUCUGUACGCAUGGAACACGCUGCGAGUGUUCAGCGGUUAUCCAACAUCCGAGCGAGCCUUGAGACGUGGAAAGACUUUGUCAUGCGAAUCAAAAGCUUGAACGGCAGGCACACAGAACAAAUAGCCAAGAUCACCGCUGUCUUCCAGGAGAUUAACUGCGUCGUCGCGGCCGCCUCAAAGUCUAAUUCCGGCAGUCUGGCGGAUACGCGCCGACAACUGGAUUCGCUGCAACAGCAAAAAGCCAAGCUCAUCGGUUGCGUCAGCGACCUGGAAGCUCUCGGUGUCACGACCGAACAACUAAGGGAAUGUCUUAGUCCCUCCGAUAUGAAAAGUCUUAAUCAGCAGUGCUAUCUACUGUGGCAGCAGCACGGCGACCUCGAACAUCAAUUAGCACUGCUGUCUUAUAAGCUGGGCGAACGAUGCAGUCUACACUCGAGAUGGGAAAGUAGAUCGGCAAGACUACUUAUCUGGAUCAAGGACACCGAGGACAGGAUUCAUAAUUGUGAUACUGCUAGUCUGGAAGAACCCGAAGAAGCACUCAAGAAACUCGAGUGCGAAGUACAAGCCGAGAUGGCGUUGAAACAGCGCGAACUUGAGUGGGUACAAAAUAACGGCAUGGAACUAAUUCAUAUAGCCGAGCCGAAGGAAAAGGAAAAACUGGAGAAAACUUUGGACGAAGUGAACGAAAGAUGGAACCAGCUGCUCACUGCCGGCAAGGCUCGCGCGAAUAAAAUCGUCGAUCUUAUGCAAACCAUGACUAACCUACAAAAGAGACUUACGGACAUCAGGAUAUGGUUGGGAACCGUCGAGACUCAACUUUCGGAAUCGUACAUAAUCGAGUCGAGUAAUCAAUCAACCAUCGACAAAAAAUUGAAGGAUCACGAACAAUUACAAAAGACUAUAGAAACUGAGAGUGGCAACAUUGGCGAGGUACUCAAUCUUUGCGAGAUGCUUCUCAACGAUUGCGACACUUGGAAGGCUUCUUUCAACACCGAUGCCAUCAAGAAUGGUAUGGACGGCCUAGAACGUAGAUGGAAGGCCACUUGCGUCAAAUCGUCCGAACGUAAGCGAAAGAUUAUGCUUACGGGUAAAUUGUUAGUGGAAUUGGAAACAACAAGGAUCGAAUACCAGGAGUGGUUAAUCAAGAUCGAGCACGAGAUCCAGAUACUGGAAAAAAGCGUGCAUGACUUGUCGAAAGAGAACACGGACAAGACCAUGACGCAAGCUCAAAGAAUUCUGGAUGAUAUUAAAGCUCAUGACCCUGCUCUGCAAAUACUUGAGCAGUGUUACAGCAGACUGGCUAAGAGUGGUUUGGAACCAGAAAACUUAAGAGCUCUAACAGCACCUACUCGUCAACUUAUAGAUAGCUGGCACGAAUUAACACCAAAAAUUAACACAAUAACAACGGCCCUUCAGAAAGAUCAGAAGAUCUACCGAGACUUUAUUUCUGUACAUGGCGCAGCUGUAAUAGGCUUGACGCAAGUUGACGUAAUGCUUACCCAAGCUCAACAUCUUGCGAGUCCCGAACAAAGAGCCUCACACCAGAGUCGUCUUCGACAACUGGCUGACAUCGAGGCAGAACUCAACAAACAAAGCGCAACACUGCGUCGCGCCGAUGAACUUGCCCUGAAAGUGAUGCACGAAAGCCACCCCGACGAUGUGGCUAAUGUGCAAGAACUUGUCGACGAGUAUCAAUUAUUGUGGAAAAAUAUUUGGGAACGAUUGGAUGUUCUCAGACAGACCAUCGAAAGCCAGGAACGUCGAACUGAAGUUGAUGAAGCUGUACAAGUCGAAACACUUAAAUUCGAGCGUGAUACCGCUGUACAAGUUGAUACACUGCCAAAAAUCACCAAAAUGACAUCCUUUGAUGCGUACUUAAUUGAGCUCGAGUCGGCAAUCAGCGAGUGCAGAGUUGCGCUUGAUACUCUUGAGCAUGCCGUUGUGCCUGAGCCUACACCGGGUACGGGACUCUCAACUGCUGCACGUGCUAUCGCUAAAUUAAUAGGAAGCUGCCAAUCGACAAUAGAGCUUGUAAAACAUCUGCACAAUCUAUUGUCCGAAGAAGAAAAUCUCGCUAAAGCGACGGAAGUUGCCGAGCUCGCUGCGCGAUAUGAAAAUCUUUUGAAGAGAGCGCGAGCGAGAGAGCAACAAAUUCGUGAACUCAAGUCUCCUUUGGCUGGUGCUUAUUGCUUCCAUUGCGAACAUCUGCUUUUAUGGAUCAUAUGGUGUCGUGACGGAGGUCGGUUAACCUGCCCUCUGUGCUCUCAUCGCAACUGGGCGCAAUUGGAUAACGACCUUUGGCGACUGGAAAAGUGGUUAGAGUUCGCAGAGGGUACGCAGAGCGAGCAGUACUCGCCACCUUCGAAUAUAGAGCAGCUUGAAGAUGUGAUUCAAGAACACCAUGAAUUCCUACUUGAUUUAGAAAGCCAUAAGAGUAUUGUCGUCAGUUUGAAUAUCGUCGGUGUUCACUUAGCCGAUCACACCGAGGACGUUGAACGCGCAAAUGAACUGAGAGAUCGAUUGGCAAGUGCCAACGUAAGGUGGGACAAGGUCUGUCAAGCUGCUGCUGAUUGGCAGAACCAGCUGCAGAUAGCUCUAAUGGGCAAUCAACAGUUCCACCAGAUCAUCGAAGAGCUGCUCGCUUGGCUCGAAAAGACCGAACAAACCAUCCGAGCGAGCGAACCCAUUGAUCUCACCGAAGGUCCAAGUACUUUAAAAGUCGUAUAUGACAAAUUUAAGGAAUUACAAGGAGACUUGGAGCGAUGCGAGCCACGAGUGUUAUCACUGCAAGAGGCUGCGAAUUAUUUGCUGGAGGAGCACGGCGAGACACGUUCAAAGCUUCAAGAGCUUCGAUUGCGAUUGCAAUCUUUACGACGUCUAACCAGCAUGUAUGUACUAAAAUUAGGCGCAGCACUUGGUCUUGAUCCACGAAACAUUGGUCUGGCGGCCACCUCUACAUCACUCGCUAAUCUUUCGCAAGACCUACUCAACGACGCUGCCUCUGGAACCACUCAAGCCCACGGCACUCACACCACAAAUGCUGAUGAUGGAGAUCAGACAGUAUUGGCGCGAGGGUAUCAUUUUAUCGGAAGAGUGCUUCGAGCUUCUCUUCCUAUCCAAGCGUUGAUGCUGUUAUUACUUGGAGCUGCCUCUUUGGUGCCUUCAGCCGAGGAAGACUAUAGCUGUAUGCUUUCUAACAACCUCGCGAGAAGUUUUACUCCACUUGUUCAAUAUCCAAAUGGACCGCCACCUCUCUAAAAAAAUUGAUAUAACAAGACGCGAUAUUUUUGUUUAAGUUAAACUCAUAUUUCAUUUUAAAUUGUCAGAUAUUUAAGAGAAUGAGGCAUUACUUAAUUUAUCAUUAAUGUACACAGUUAUUGGUAAAUGAAGAAAACAUAUUUUUCUGAGGCAUUACGCGUGUCUUAACGAGUUAUAUAUAAUCUCACUCUCAUUUUGUUGUGAGAAAUCUUGUAAAUAUGUGCAAAAAUGAAGAAAAUAAAACAUUAUAUACGAAGGACCAAGAACAAUUUAAAUAUCGAGAAUAUUUGAUACUGUGUUUAAUUUAUUAUUGUUUGUAUAUGAGAUAAUCGUUGUACAAUAAAAUGAAAAAAAAAAAAAAACAAACAAAAUUAGAGAUUUGUUGUACAGAUCUUACAUACUUAAAUGAGAGUCAAGAUUUUUUUGUAAUAUUCAUAAGAAUUACUACUAAUGGAGACACAUGCAAAUCACCUUGAUAAAGUGUUUUCGUAUGAAUAACAAGGCUGAUAUACCUUUUUUUUAAAAAUAACACUACGAAUUAAACUUUUCAAUCAAAAAAAAAAUACUCUAAUCAAUUAACGACUGUAAUAAAUUUGUGUGAUCUUGUGUAUAAAUCUUUUCAUUUACAAUAAUCAAAAAUGAUUUGUAAUUUUACUGGCGCAUAUUUUGCGUUUCAUUAGAUUUUGUAACUAAACUUAAAUUUGAUUUGAAAAAAUAAGCAGUAAAUUAAUGGAAAAAGGUGCUAUUCCACUUGCGAUUUUCUAACUAAUUUCAUGAUAAGAGAUUCUGCUGAUAAAUUACAUAAUGUAUAAUUAAUAUGCGAAAAAUUUAUAACGAAAACGAAAAACGCACAUUAAAAACGAAUGUAAACAUAGCAAUUUAGCGAACGAUUUACUUAUGAGUUUACGCUAGCUCGCGAUAAUUACGCUUCCUAAUUCACGAGUUCGCUGAUAUUGCACGUUGAGCUUUGUUACAUAUUUUUAUAAAAAAUGUUGAAAAAGGAGCCUUAGAAUUUAAUAUAUAAAUAUUGUACAAUGCAAAUUUAUGAAUAAUUAUAUUAUUCAGAAAAAAAUACAUUCAUUUAAAAAUAAAAA